CAAUACUUAGUAUUGACGGCAAUAUCAGCCGUGUUCAGCAAUCUAGAGCAUAAAUCCGACAUCUGUGCCUUUCCAUUGAUUUAGAAAAAAUCCAUCUAAAACAUACUGCCGGCUAAAACAACCAUGUAUUUUGGAUUUUAAUUUGCAUGGAAUAAUAAGUCUGUACAUGAUUUUUUUGUAGUUUUUUGUUUUAAUCCCAAUAUUUACCUUAUUUUAUUUUCUUUCUUAACAAUUUCAGACUGCUGGUCAGAAAUUCAGAAGUCCCUUGUGAUGAUAUUUAAUUAAAUUUGUCCAUCUCUUUCAUAUGAUAUUCCCAAAAGUACAGCUAGUUUUACUUGUUAAUAUUAUUAAAUAGUUUGUAUUUUGUCAAAUAAAAAAAUAAAAAAAUUCAAACAAAAGAAAAACCAAAAUAUAUAGUUAGUAAUCAGUACCAGUUGAAAACCUCAUCAAUCGACCACAACUUCUGGUUAUUUAAUAAUUGUCUAGCAUAUGCAUAUCUAGAAAGAGCUUUAGGGGCUAGUCUGUUGAUGCAUUUAAAUACUGCUGGAUGGCACAUUAAAUUAAUACUGAAUCCUUAAUACAAAAAAGCAUACAGCUAAUCGAAGGGUUUGAUCUGUGGUUCAAACAACAGUUACAAUAGCUACAGUCAAGCAUGGUGGAGGCAGUAUCGUGGUUUGGGGAUAUAUGAGUGCUGCUGAUGUUGGUCAUUUCACUGUCUGUGAUAGUACAUUGAAAUCUACCAAGAAUUGUGGCAUUCUUGAAACCCAUGUGCUCCUUUCUGCGUGUGCACGGUUCUACUGAGGUGGUUGUUUCAGCCAGAUAAUGCCCCUUGCCACACAUCCAGGGCAGGUACAACUUGGCUGCAGGAGCACAAUUUCCAGGUCCUGGAGUGAACCCCAGUGAAAAUUUUUGGUGAAUUGUCAAAAAGUAUGUUUUUAAAGCAUAACUCAAAAAAUUUUGAAGAAUUAAUGAAAGUGAUUUAAGAAGAGUGGGACAAGGUUAGCCCUCAACAAUGUGAAAGGCACAUGGGGAACAUGCCAGCCAGGAUUAGAGCACUACUGUGGGCUGACGGCAGGACUACUAUAUAAUCAUGUGAUGAUGAACACAACCUCUGUUAUUUGUUGACUUUGAUACGGACCAUGUUGAGAACUGACUUGUGGACACUAUCAAGUUUGGGUUUUGCAUUUGUUUGUGUUUGUCUGAUGUAGCCACACCUUUUUAAGGCACAAAAAAAACGUUUCUGCAAAUAUUUCAUGAUAUUAUUUGAGAUUGAGUCAAAUUUGAAGGGUGUCGGAAAACUUCUAUAAAUGGUCUACAAAAACAAACUAGAGCAUGAGGAAGAAGACUGACAAUGUCUAGAGUUAUUUUUACUGCUUAUAAUGACUGCUUGCAUGUGGCAGAUAAAGUGAGUUUCAGUAUGCUGCAGAAAGAGCUGUAUUUCAGACAUCAAAGUUUUACUGUGAGAAUUAUGUUUGAUGGCUAAAUGGGAGCAGGACAAGCGGGUUUCUCUCAGAAAACUCAUUCACCGGACAAGAUGAGCAAAGAAAUAAAAAGUACUGCAGGGGACGCUAAAACCAGCACAAGCUAAAAGAUCCUUACAGGAGCUUUAAAGCAUAAAGAUGCUUUUGAAAGGACAGCUAAAGUACUGCAGCCAAAUUUCUCUGCAGAGGAUCACAAAAAGCUGUUGAUACUCAUCAUCAGGAUUUUAAUUCAGAAAGAAAAACUGACCGUGGGACCUGAACCUGAUACAGGGUGUACCAACAGAUAUCAGCUGUUACCGAACAAUGACAGAAAGGUAUCUAUGAGAAUGUUGAAUACAGAUCUACUCAUAACUUAUCUGUGGGUGUAAAUGAUUCUGUCAUGAGAUAACAGGCUAAUCUCUGUACCUCUGUACCUAUGUCUGUAGUUAUAUUUUUUCUUCUCUUCACAGUAAAACUCAUUUACUGUCUUUUUCUAUUGAAUCCUUUUGAUCUCUUCUGUGUCAGUGCACCUGCUCUCUUCAGAUAGCUCUUUCUCUCACUCCAUUUUCUCUCUCUCUCUCUCUCUCUCUUACAGUGCUCACUAUCAGUUUCUUUCUCUUUCUUUCACACAUAAAUACUUGCACAUUUCUGCACAUCUUUCUUUCUUUUUCUCACUCUUUGUCAUCACAGGCUAUUUAUCUUCUUCCCAUGUUGCGUGCUGCAGCCACUGGCCUCCUCUGUGUUGCCUCCUUGACCGUUUUAGUGUCACAGUUUUAGCAAAUGCUGGUUUCCCCUCCAGGAGCCAGCAAGACAGAGAAACACAAUGUGUUUUGACAUGGCCGGACUGGCCAAGUUUGACAGCAGCAUGGGGCGAAUCCAAGAGGCACUAAAUUCUUGCGGUAGCUUUUGCUAGAAAGAGGCUAUUUGAGUGAGAUAUUGUAGUGUUGUUGUGGGUGUGUGUGUGCGAGGAAAAGAGGGGGUGGAGGGUGUGGUGAGGGUAAAUCAAGACUGGGAGAAAUUGUGGACUCCAGCGAUCAGAGCGGCUCUGUGAAUAAGUGUUUGUGUGUCUCCAGGAGUUGUAAAGUUUGAUUUAAUUAUUCAUGUGGAAGCAGUAACAUUGCUUCCCAAACCAGCAAAUGAAACUUCAUCUUGCCAAGGAAACUCACACAGGUCACAGCGACCAAUUACUUAAUGAAAAUGAUCAGGUUUCUAAUGCAGGCCUGGCCAGAACUCGUUUCCAAAUAUCCUGCAGCACUUUUCGCGUGGCUAUAAAACAGAGCGUACAUCAGCUUUCUUCCCGUGGUUAGGCAAAGUGUGCCAUCGCUGCACUCUUUAGACUCAUCAAAACUUAGAAGGGCUGAACCAGCUUUAAGGAGAGGAUUAUUACUUAUUAAGAAAGGCUAAUGUAUGAUGUAAAAGUUGGCCUCCACUCCAUCCCUGUCUCCAUCCUCUUGUCUCUUUGGCUCAGCUUCAACCUUUCUCUCUUGGACUAAAACUGCAUUUUGUUGUGUGUGUGCUCAUUCUUUUAAACACUAACUUGAUAAGAUUAUAAAAGCAACAAGAUGGUUAAAGGUUUUUUUUCUCUGUAUUAUGUAUUAUUCCUAUCUACUAUGCUGGCUGCAUUAACCCAUAAGGGGACAGGGAACAAUAUCUGUAGUAAUAUUACAUGCACAAAAGUACAUGUUUUUUAUUCAAGAUGACAUAUACUGGAAAAAAAAUCAAAAAGUAAGGCAACUGCAUAAGCCUGGUGACUCCCCAAACCCAAAAACUUACAAAAAAACAAACUAAAAUAACCUAUGAACUCAUUUUUUUUUAAUGUUCCUUUCGAACUUGAACAUGUGGUAGGUGUAAAAGAUCACAGGACAUCCUGUGGUUUGUUGCACUGGAUAGAUCCAGAGAAGCUGAUACAACCCUCACCUUAACUCAAUCUUAUUCGUUAGAGAUCGUGCCUGACCGGGUGUCCAUUAUCAGGUUUUUGGUUACUUCCCCCAGAGUCCAUUAAAAAAACCUUGUAAUGGACACCCAUGGAGGGCUUAUUCAACUGGUGUAAAAAAAAAAAAAAAAAAAGCUUUGUGGUUUUUUUCUGUUUGUUUUGCAAUCAACUUUUUGUUUUUUCAAACUGUAACUGUGUUUCUCUCUGUAUCACACCACAGUCAUCAAUAACUUUGUAAAUCAUUCUCUUAAUAAAUGACUGGUUAUUGAAAUGAAAUGAUGUUCAAGUUUAACCUGACUCUUUGGCUAAGAAAUUGUGUGAACUGUUGUAGUUAAAGUUUUGUCAGUAUGAUAGUAAAUGAAAAGACCGAGGGUCUGAUUGAAGCAUCAGUUUAAUUGACAGAAUUUAAAGCUUCAGCAGUGCUAGUUUUUCUGAAUUGAGAUUUUUUUUAUUUUUUUUUAAUUUGGUCUUUGAAAUACUAAAGCUCUCUUUGUGUUGUUAUCCAUCCACAACAAAACACCGUCCAGGGACACACAGAGGGAGGACUGUGGAGUGGAUUUCGUCGUCCAUCUGUUACACUGAAGUCCUGCUCGGAAGGGGAUGCCUGUAUUGAACACAGUCCAUCAGUAACUUGGUCACUGUAAUCAUGGGCAUGUCUUACUCUCAUUCUAACUUAAAACACAUUUGAAUUUGCCAUUUCAUGCAAGUCACACGUUAGUAAAUGAAUCACCCCUCACAGCUGGGAGACAUUUUUGACCGACAUGUGAUGGACAGUUGUCCGUCCUCUGACUGCUUGACACCACAGCAGAGGCUAUUUUUGUGAUGAUCUCCUUCAGCACCGCGGACAGCUCCGUCUGCGCCCAGCCUCUCUCUCUCUCUCUGUCUGAUCUGACCGCUUCCGCUGCUCGUGCUGCUGUUUGCUGUGACAGUAAACCUCCUUCAACAUGUUUUACUGAGAGCAUGCAACAGCAGUGAGCCCAACUCAUGCUGCAGCUCUGCAUGCAGCCCCCAUUCUAAAUAUUUCUGCCUGGUAAUACAAAACCAGGCAUAUUCUGCUUAAUUAUUAAAUACCAUGCAGACUGCGCGGCUCGGGCUGUGUGGCAUGAGGUAAUCGCUGCAGCCCGGCUUUUUUUGAUGCUUCUCUGUGUGCCAACAAGUGGGAAUUUUCUAAAAUAGACCUCAGGAGUGUUAAGUGUUCCUGUCAUGAAUUUAAAAACGCUGACACUUUACGAGCGUCAAUAUAGGAGGAGGCUAAUCAUUAAGAGUUGAUCAUAAACUAUAGUGACCUGCAGAUAUAUAUUAUUUGACAGGCCUAUGGAUCGGUUGUGGUGACGUAGCAGUAAAAGUGAUUUGUGAUUAUGCAGGGUGGUUAUGGCAACAUUGACAAAGUCGAUCUAUUGGCUCCACAGUGGAUUAAGAUGAUCGACCAUGUGAGCGGGGUUUAAACACCUUUCUACUCCUCGCAUAAUCCGGUUCUUGUCAUAUCCUAACAGCCCACAGGAGUGAUCGAUCCGCUGCAACCUGUGCGCAGAGCAGGCGAUGGAGCGAUAUUCAGGCGAAGGCGGUGUUUUGGCUAUACGGUGACGUUUUAAGGCAGGUCUUGGUCAAACCUACCAAUGAUACAAGUCGCUCCUAUUCUGCUGGGACUGAUCGCAAUGAACGGGUGUCGGAGCUCUGCACGCCAAAGGAGCAACCACAGCGAGACGCGGCGAUCAAGGGGAUGCGGCAUCGGUACGCGGGAGCUGUCCAUCAGCACCAAACCCCCGACCAAAAGCAAGCAAGCAGCGCGCAGAGCCGAGACCCAGCCGCUCCUGUUUUCAGCCUGCCGCCCCCGCCCUCUUCUCACCACCGAGACCGCGCUCCGACAACCGCCGCUCAGCGCCAGAGCCUCCAGGAGCUCCCGUGUUUGAGCCAGCCCUCCAGGAGACCUGUUCGCAGCGGAGACCCUCUACCUCUGGCGAGCUACGACACCGCCCAGCGACCUUCAUACCGAGCCGGUGAACCCAGCACCGGGCAGCCGGCGCACCUGCAGCAGGAUCCCUGGGCCCCGACCGGCUCUCAGCAGCAGCAGCAGCCGCCGGCGUCGCAGUCAGAGAAGCAGCCUGUUUUUCCGAGCUGCCACUGCAGUUUUUCCGAGCAGGAGGCAAGCCUCUCUAAAAACCAGCCCCAUCCUGUCGAUUCUCUCCCACCGCAACCCUCCCCACCUUUUCCGCCUCCUAUACCUCCGCCACCAUCGUCCUCCUCCUCUCUGCUCUUUUCCCGGGGAUCUAAACGGGGGGAUCGGCUGAGAAGGAGUGCCGAUAAUUACCAACAGGCGAGCAUCGUGGAACGCUGCAGGGGAGGAGGAGGAGCAGGAGGGCACCGAGACCACAGGCAGUUGUUGCAGCAACAGCAGCAGCAGCAACAGCAACAGCAGCAGCAACAGCAACAGCACAGUCAUUUAAGACUCCAACAGAGGGACCCCUCCCCUGAAGGAACCCGUGCAAACUCACAGAAAGGGCGCUCUUUAAAUGUAUGUGAGUCAACCGAGGCUAACAGGAGAGCUUUCGAGUGUCAGACUCAGGACCUGCAGCAGCAACAGAUACCACAAUUACGAGCGCAGCAACAGCUUCUGGUGGGGAGCAGCUUACCGAUCAACUACUGCGCCAGCGGCUCAGGAGAGCUAUGUAGGACUCACCAGGCUUCUCAGCUGCAACAGCACGAGCAGCAGCAACAGCAGCAGCAGCACGGCGCACUGGGGCUCUGUCCCCAGCGUCCGCAGCAGCACUGUGAGCAGGACCGACACAAGUCUGCGAGGAUCUCCGGGCAGGCAGGCGAGCACAGCCGCGACUGUCGCGUCUCAACCCCGGUAACACAACAGGCGUACGCGGGGAACUCGUCUGCGACUGUCAGCAACAGCAGCAAAGACAGCCCCAACUACGGCUCGAGCUAUCACCUGUGGCCAGAGAGCCCGCAUAAAGGCGAGGAGAGGAUCCGCAUCGACCCCCACAAGGUACAUUUUCACCUUAUCUCCUGCGCUUUCACAUUCAUGUGCCUGAAAAUAAGAGGAAAAGCUGUUUUUAACCAAUGACCACGCCUGUUAUAUGAUUUUAAAAGAGCUCAUUUGCUUAUGUGUACGGUGUGCACGCGCGUUGUAUGUGUACGUAUGUUCAAAAAGAGGAGGGGGGGCAUUUUUGAGUCGUCAUUCAUGUUUUUUGCCUUAAACGCUGAUAUAAUACAACCAUACAUGUAACCCAGCGCCUAAUAUUUCUUAUCUAACCUGACAUGUGUUUCGCGCGAGCACGCACAAACAAACAGCGAACGCGAGCCCUCGCGCACACACACACCUGUUCCAUGUUGCAGUGUUGUUUUGGGGAGCAGUGAAAAAAUUCAAACGACGCUCCGCGGCGGCUGAAUUAGGAACAAAGCGUUUGUUGUUCCCACAGAGCAGAGGGGUACCUGAGCUGGGGAGAUGUUAAUAAUUUGCCUUUCAGACGCUGACACAGUGGUUAGCUUUAUAACACUAGGCCUGGCUGUACCUGUCCGCGUGAGCAGCCACUGGCUCGCUAACGUACUUUAAAAGUCACUUUGCAGUGAUGUCCGUGCUGUAUGUUCUGCUCGGGAAGCUGCCUUACAGCCUGAGCCUCAACUCUGUCAUUGUACACCGUGUCUUUCAGCAGAUGUACCAAUUUGGGUUUACAGUUUGGUUAAACAUGACGGAUAUAAAUGAAUCAGUCCUGACAAUUUUAAACAAAGAAUCAGGAGGACAUGCUUAUAUAUAUGAAAUAUGACCUAAAGAAAAAGUCUGUUGAAGGGUUAACUUAACUCAUGAUACAGUGACAUUGUGUAUGAAGAUAUUAAACAGGUUGUUCAAGCUGUACAAAUUUAUCAAAAAUGAAGACCAGGUUUGUUGCUUUUUAUUCAUUCUUAAGUCUAUGUAAGUAAUCAAAGAAUACAGAUUAAAGCUUUUACAUACAUUUGUGAUUACACUGACAAAGCUAACAACAAUGUGUUAAACUUACCACAUGGAAAAUGACUUUUUAUAACACCAAUUUAAUGCAGUUUAAAAGACAAACCAAUGCCUUUAUUGGUCAAAACUGAUUAUGAUGCUGUCUUAAUUUUUAAAUGAGUAAUGUUUUGACCUUUACCGGGGUUUUCCUGCCCUACUUUGCUCUGUGGAUGCAGUUAAUGUGAAGUUUUUACAUCACAGAAAGAGGGGAAGCAAAUGAAGCCUCUGAUGAGGCUGCAGCAUCUAAAUAAGAGCACCAGACUCCUUUUUAAAAUGCUGCAGAUGUUUUCAGGAGCUGAGCUGGCGCCGGUAGCAAAAGGUGGUACACCAAACCACCUUGACAUGACUGUUCUGAACUUGGCUCAAUCUUGGAGCAUCAGCAGAACAAAUAACGGAAGGGAAAGUAAACUUUACUUUUCUUGAGGUUGUCACUGAACUGGUCCAAAUUAAAGUCCAAGAGACAGAAGCUUUGCCUGACAUAUGAGCUGAAGAGAAACUUUUUGAAACAAACUAGCAUUUAUUGACCCAAUACUCCCAAAAUAAUCGUCCAAAGUUUAAAUAACAUAUAAGGAGGAGUUAUAGCACUGUGUGUUAACUAUACUGGUCUACUGUGAGGGCUCAAUUUGCUCCUAAUCAGCUGAUGCAAUGCAGCAUAGAGGAAUUUAGUAAGGAGCUGUUGCCAUCUUUUAUUCAUUUAGAUCAACAAAAAAUAAGAACAAAAAGGGGAAAACAAAUGCUAGGUAACCGCUCAUUUAUCACGCGUAAUUAUCUGUUGAGGCUGUUACAGUAUUUUGAUUCUACUGGUAAAGCAUGACAGCAAUUUUCUGUCACUCUAUGGUGCAUCAUCUCCUGGAAAUCUUUGGUGGGUCCAGUUUAUUACAGAUAACUGCUGUAAGGUAGCAGACCUGCCUUUUAAAUCCACUCAGACUAAGAUAUGUGAGGGUUUUAUUUGGCUUAUCUAAACUGUUAUUGCUUAUCUCCGACAGCUCAUGCAAAAAAAAGCUGGAAAAUAGUCUGAAAAUGUCAGUAUGAAGUAGGAUACCAGUCAUUACGACAACCUCCUCAGAUACUGUCACAAAAUAAUAAUGAAGGAAUUGACAAGUGAAAGCUUCAAGACAACUUUCUCCACUCUUACAAAUAAUCAAACAGCAAUAAACAUCCUCUGUAAGCAAGAAACGUUUCUUGCACAAGCUCAAAACAGGAAAUCUGAAGGGGAAACAAAUCUUCAAAGUUCUCCCCUGACGGGCUCUCGCUAAGUAUCAAACCUUUUCCACUCGCUCUGAUCCAAGUAUUUUGAUCCGGCCAGACACACUUAUCCAUUCAGGGAUAUUUGUGGUAUCGUGGUUACAUCGCAUUGAGCAGCCCUCAAUGAAACAGCCUCCCCUUUUGAAAUCCCUUAAACAAAACACUUGCGACAGAACAAGCCUGAUAAAGUGUAUACGAUUACAGCACAACCUGAAACCCGAUCGCCUACCCACUGAACUGAUGGCAGCUUGUACGAUAUUGUGUCCUGCCUCAAUAACAUUGUGCUUUGAAAGGUCCGUAGCUGCUUCUAUUGUGAUCAGUUGUGUAAGUACUCUAAUGCUGCCACUUACUGCUGGGAUGAUUUCUCUAUAGAGACUCUGUUGUACAUGAACAUGGAGGGAUUGGAUCUCAUUUUGAGGAUACACAGACCUUGUGUUUUGCUGAAAACAGAAACAGUAAUUAAAUAUUCACUGAACAGUAACAGCAGCUUUUUAUCAUUGUCUGCAGAGUAUGUGUAUACUCAAAGAAAAGUUUGAUGUAACUGCUUUAUGUUUAUAUUUACUUCCCUCUAGGAUUUCGAUAAGGAGAUUAAAAUGUCAAAGUAUUCCAUUAAUUAAUCAAGUUUGACAGUUUUAUUGCUUUAAAAACAGCAGAAAAUCUAAUUACAGUCUGAAUCCAACGGGAAUUACUUUUGUAUUUUACUUUUUAAAACUCAUGAAAUAGUUUUUGCCUCCUGGCUGAGGGCCAACGCUACCAAAUACCACCAAAAACAAAUUCAGUGUUUCAAAGGUUGUACUUAAUAUGGCUGCGACAGUAGAGGAAGCUGCAAAGGAAUAGAGAUGACAAAGGAAUCGAGAUUUAUCAAUUAACGCUGAAGAAUGGCAGAAAUGAGAGGUCAAUUCUGGAUACACAUGACUGACAAAUUUUGAUAAAUGUUCUGUGCUGUAUCUAUAACUGUGUGAAAAAUACGCACAAUACAUUUAAUACAAACUCAAAAAUAAAUAUUUAAAUACUUAAAAAUUACCUAUAAGUAUUAAAUUGAAAAUCAUAUUUUUAGAAAGGUUGGAAUUUCCCUUUUUUAAAGUAAACAACAAUUAUAAAUGAGACAGCUAUUUUCAUCGUUGUAUAAAAGAAACCAGUGAAAUAAAUGAAAUAGCUGUUUUGGAUCCACAAAUUUGACCAGAGAACAUAAUAACAAGCAUGAAACACAAGGAAACCCUCAGGAUCUGUUUCUCUUCAAUUCUUGAAAAUUACUCAAAUGAAUAAUUUUCCUCAAGCUUUUUGAAAUCAUGUGUAACCGUCAAAUUGGUUUUUGGGUGGCUACUUCAUGCUUUAGACUACAAUUAGUUCUUUUGGUGCAUCAUGGCCUCAUUAUACAUCUUAUCAUCCAGUGUGAAGUCCUCAUGUUGAUCUCUUGAUCUGUCUCCUACACAUAUAGGGAAAAGAUCAGAGGUUAAAAGUACAAAAGGGAAUAAAAAUAUUCAGAACCUUGGACCAUCUGUGUUCUCCUGUCACAUCACACAUGUUUGUUAGGUGCUCUGUGCCUGCAAGCUGCUUUGUCGUGUCUGUGUGUGUGUGUAUGAGAGAGAGAGGGAGAGUGUGUGUGUGUCAGACAAGUCGCCAGCCCACCUUUCUGGAGAACAUAAGGUUAUAUGUGUCAUUGCAGAAUGGAUGGCUUGAAAGAGGAGGAAAGCCAUUACAGCCGAGCCUUUUGUGCGGAUGCUGCCAAACUGCGGUCCAACACGUGUAUAAUCAGCCUAUAUGAUCUGAGAAAGGUCAACAAGGUGCUCGUCAAAGUGGCACUUGCAACCGACUUAGUGUCUCUGUGGCUGCAGGAUUUAGUGCAGGUGGGGUUUGACUCUCUGCCUCUAAAUAUCAAAAUGGUAGAAGCUCACUGUAUCUUCAGAAGUAAAUUUUGGAUUUGCCUUUUUUAAUUAGGCUUUUAAACCACUGCAGAGUUUUGGCCAGUCUAAUUUUGUCAUUUCUUUUAAUUCUUCUAUGAUUUUUUUUUUUGCCUCAAGGUUUUUAUUUGUUAACUCUUCAAUUUUUCAUCAAGUAUUUUUUUAAAUAACCUUUUUGAGAGACAGGACAAUAAGAAUGGGAGCGAGAGUGGAGAAUGUAUGCUGUAGAAGGCCACAAGUUUGGGACUGAACCCUGAGCUGCCUGUUUAGAAGAGUGUGGCUGCUGAUGCCUCAUUAUUAAUGGCUUCAAAUAUUUUUGUCAUAGUUAUUCUUUUAAGUCUUGCAAUUUUUUGUCUAUUUUUUAUCAAUUUUUGUUGCUAUAUUUCGAGUGUUUGUGAAAUGUGCUCUUUAAGUGAAGUUACCUCAAAAAAAACCGACAGAAUUUCGGCAGCUGAUUAAGUGGAAAAACAAAAGAAGGAAAUUCUCUUUUGUUUCUAUGUAAAUAUUUCCAGUUUUUCUGCUUCUUCAAGCAUCUUGUUUGAUCAUUUCUCCAUCUCCUGUUUUCUCCACUCUGCGCUCAGAUUUUCCUAUAACAAAAACUAGCCCAUUAAAGGAAAGUUACAGUGUUUUUUUAAGGUUGUCUACUCUCUGAACUUAGGAAAAUGUUGAAGUAAUUCGAUUGUUGGUUCUCUUAAAAAAAAUUCCCUUUAUCUUAUCAGUUGUGUGAUUGUGUUGGUUUUGUAAUAUCACUAAGAAAACGUCAAAUGUUGGAGCUGUGGAACAAUUAAUGUCGACAGAUGUUCUUACAGUGCUAAGAUUUAGAGUACGCACUCCUGCCAGGAGAAACAUUAAGUUGAUUUAAACUUUCUCUAUCGGUCAUCUCUGCCGCUGUUACAGAGGCCUGCGCUUGUUUUCCUCUCAUUAGGGCGUCCAUGUUUCCACUGCCUCCUAUGUGUGUGUAUGUGUGUGUGCGUGUAUAUGUCUGAGGGCAGCCAACACCUUGAAAGUAAACACACGCUGCUUUUAAAAAAAAUGAAAUGUCAGACAAGGGGCAGAUCCUUUAGUUCACAUCCUCUGUGUGUGAUGAAGGAGUGGCUCUGCUAUAGAUCUGUGAUAAGGCAAAACAAUCGCACACAGUGAGGUAGGUGAGCACUGUGUGAGACACUCAGUUUGGGCUGCAGCUGGCAACACACAGGCUGUAAGUAUGAACAUGAAGCUCUUUUAAUAAUUGAUUGCUGUUUUCCCUAUUUUUUUUUUUUUUUUAGUUGGCUGUGUUUAAGUGCUACGCUGCGCUCACUGCUCUGAAAUAGAUUUGUGUUACCAUGUGUGUUGCUAUGGAGAGAUCAACCUGGUAUUGUGUAGCUGUCUCCCUCUCUCCCUCUCUCUCUCUCUCUUUCUCUCUCUGUCAGGGUGUUAAGGUUUGGUCAAGGAAACAUGUGCAGAACAAGACUAUUUACCAGAUUAAGAUUCAUUUUUACACAAGCACAUAGAACAGGCUUGCUCAUGCUCCACACACACACACACACACACACACACGCUGAGGGGUAACCCCACACACACACAAACACUGGUGUUACUGUAAGUGGUUCAAACAGUGCUCCACUUGAUGUAGUUCAUUCCCUUUGCGUUUCAUUUGAGUGAGCCUGCACAAGGAGAAGUGUAUUGAAUUACUUGCAGUCCAGUUGAACACAAAGAGUGGAAAGAAAGCGUGUUGGGGGUUUCCUCGCCGCAUACUUACUUACUUACUCGGCGGGUGGAGGCACAGCAUGGCAGAUGUUUUCGCUCUGCCAGCAGUCGAUGCAAUUUGUAACCCGACUGCUCGACCUCUCAUGAUGUUUCUCUUUCCUAAUGCGUGUUGUAACUUACACUUUUUUUUUACUGUGCUCCAGUGUUAGCAUGCCAGGUCCCCACUGUGGCUCUUAGCUUAAUAAAUGGCCACAGUUCAUUUAUAUGGUAAUUCCUGUGAGAUGCAAGCCAAGGGGUUGCCAGGCAUAUAAUGUAUCACCACAAUGCAUAUGCUUUAUGGCUAAUUAGGUUAUUGAUCUGAGGCCAUUCCUGCGUUAGGGCGUGAUCACAACACAAAAGGGUCUGAGAGUAUGAGUAAUGCAGCUAUAAGCAAAUAUUUGUCGUUCAUCAUAAUGCCAAGGAGAUUUAGACAUGUGAUGAUGGCUUUAUACACGUGUAAAUCAGGCAGGUGUGUGCGCGUGUGUGAACUCUCUCCAUAUCUGGUAAAACAGUCAAUGUGUGAACCCAUCAUUUCAGUAUUGCCUGCUGGCUGUUUUUGAAUGUUUGUUAAACACAGUGUUCGGUGGGAGAGCACAGUGCAGAAACGAGACGCGGGAGAUGUGUGAUUUCAUCAUCCUUCGCUCGCACAAUCGACUGGCGCUUUUACUUACAGCCCGCGCGUGAAAGAUGCAAGUUUGAAAAGCGGCUCCUGCCAUUGUGGAACUCCAUAUGGAGAGGCUGUGUGCGCAUACGUGUGUGCGUUUGUUUGUGUGUUUCCCCACUCUGCCUGCAUGGGCACUCUAUUUCUCCUCUUUCUCAUCAGGUCUUUAUGCCCUCAGGUCGGAGUUUGACUGUGGAUCCCCUGAGCUGCUGUACUACUUAAUUUACAGCACAUGAUACAUAACAGUUCUUCUGCGGUAAAACUCAAUCACUGCCUCCUCCGGCCACUGAUAAAUAUUCAGCAAGGAACAAAAAGCCUUAGCUGAACCGCAUCCCAUCAGAUCUACUCCGCCUUCAGCUGUUUAUAGAAAAUGCCAGUACAAUUUGUUACCUUUAUGCAAACAAAGAAGCUUCAAUGGGAAUGAGAAUUUAGCCCAAGCUUUAAUCUGGAGGCGUCCAUUUAUGUGCGUGUGUGUGUGCAAAUAUAAUAUACGAUUUACUGUAUGCAUGUGUGUGUGUGUUAUGCUAUCCGCAGCCUUAGUGGCUCCUUUCCAACACGCAGGCUUUACAAAUUGAAACAGAAGAUGAGUUGAAUGAAGCUGCUUUCCUUCAGCUUUGCUCUCCCCUCCCCACCCUAUUGUUACCUUAAAUCACCUUGCUGGAGAGCAAAAAAGCUGCUUUCCUGUAUAUACAGCAGCAACAAGGUCUGCUGAGGUUAACAACAGGUGAUUUAAGCUGCAGGAAAACAUCAUCUGCUCCAGCGGGCAUUCUCUCUGGUUUAUGUGUGUGCGCGGGUGUGUUUGUGUGCUCUGUUGCACAUAAGUUAUGUUUUUGUGCAUGUGCGCAUGUUUAUAUGUACCUGUGUUUAUGUGACAGAGGGAGGACAUAGAGUGAGGGUAAAUCACGAGUGGACGGAUGGCUUAAGUGUAUGAUUACCAUGCCGGUGACACAGUGUUGGAGUCAUGAGGGAGUCCCCCUUCUUCUCCUUCUCUUUAUUUCUACACUGUAGUCUCCACAAUGCUCAAUUAUGCAUCUGCAGGCCUGUUUACAAAAAAGAGUGAACCAAUGUGUGAACUGGUGUGAACAAAAUGCAUGUGUUUUCAGAGGUGUCUGUAAAAAACACUGAUUUAAUACUAUAUGUGAAAGUUUUAUUUAUUUAUUCAGUGUUGGCACAAUGUUGACAUGAAAUGAGUGUUGUUGCAUCGUUUCCCUCUCUCUGUUUUUCUCUGCUGUAUGUCAGUGGUUGGUAUGUGGCUCCUCUAUACAAGCUGCUCCAGUCUCCAUUAUCGCCUUCCCUCCAACUGUUAACCCCUUAAUGGGCCACUAUCACACUGUGAGCACAUCCCCUUUUUGUUGCUGCCAUUUUCUUUUUAACCCUUCUCACUGACGACGCCGCAUCCAUCUCCCGCUUCUCCUUUUAUUUAGAGCCACAAUCACUCGCUCUUCCUCUUCUUCUUCUCCACUGUUGGUCUUGGGGGGUGGGGGAAGGAUUUUAAAAUAGAAUCAAUUUACACUAAAGGGCCCAGGAGGCAUUACAAAACUGCAGCACUUAAUUGCAAAGAAGAAGAAAAAAAAUCACAGCUGCAGGCUGUUGGCACAACUUUUAUCAUGUGAGAUGUAAUAGACUAGCAUGAAGAUAGCUACUCUUAACGGUUUACAGUACAGUGUGGGGUCUGGUCAUGGUCCACCUGCCUGGAAACAAAAUUACAUCUGGUGCAAUACAGUACAGUUUGUUUUCCUUGUUCGUGUGUGUGUGUGUUGGGUUUCCUCUGAAAGUGUCUGUUGGUGAAUACAAAUGUGCCGCCUUUCAGUUCACCGAGGGAAAGUGGGGUUUAAAGCCAGAUAAGGAUAUUCAAUUAGCUGGAGUCUAUGGAAGACGGCUGCUGCUGCUGCUGUGCUCCUAUGCUCUGCAUGCAGGAGCAGGGUGACAUAUGGUAAAGAGGGGAGAAAAUACAUUAAAUACAUAUUUUAGUUUUCUGAGAUGGAAAAUGCAAGUCUGCAACAGAAGUAUUUGUGCUGACAGUGGAGCUAUGUCAAAGCUCUGUGGUCAGUGCAUCUUUGUACUGUUAUAUUGUUUCUUUGAUGGUGUAAUAUUAGUGUCCCAAAGUGUGGUUUUAAAUUGUGUUACUGUAUUGCAGGAGCACAAGAGGCACGACAUAUUAACACACAUCAGGAGCUGAAACUACACCCAGCACUGUUCCCACCUGCUGUCCCCACAGUUUCACAGUAAUCCUGUUUCUCUCCUAUAACACCUCUGUUACUACCUCUGAUGUCGGCACAGCAGGAAGACAGCUCGGUCCCACCGUCUCAUCUCUGUGAAAUUAACAGCGACGUUGCAGACGUGUUAAUAACCUCUCCUUGAAAUGCUCAUAAAAAUGGCUGAAAUAGCUGUAAAAAGAAAAUCAAGAUAGACAACAAACAUAUGAUCAGAGGCAAACCUUGACAGUCAUAUGGGAAGUGCAAAAAACUGCAGUUCCUUGAGUGGCCACUUGAGGCCAAACUCUAAAAACCCAGCACUGCGUUGCACCAGCGAUGCAAAAAUUCAAAAUAACCCCGGGCUGUCACCAAAUAAGAUCUUCACCUUACUGUUAUAUUGGCUUUGCGAGAGUAAUGUAAAAGUAAAAAAAAAAAACAAUCCAUGAAAUCGAAGAAACACAAAGAAAGGUUGGAAUAACAUUUUACUUGAUAAACUUAACUCAUACACACAAUAACCUUACAUUCAUCCAUUUCUUACUCUGUUUAAAUUUAUGAUUGAUAACAGCUCUCUGAUGCAGGCUUCUCUGGAGCAGAAAUUGCUCCAUAAAUGAUUCCGAUGAUUUUAUUUUGAUUAUUUUCUGUCUUUGGUUAAGAUUGCUGUAUUCACUCCAUGUAUACAGCCUCUGGUAUUGUAAGUAACAAAACUGAAAGAAAACAGUUAAAUAAACGAUUAAGAAAUAGUUUAAUUAAGAAAAGUUUAACUGAUUAGUAAACUGAAGAGGUAUUUGCUUUAACAUUGUUCUUGGAUUCACAAUAAGUCUUUUAAAAAGUUAGUUUUUCUCAAAGUACUGCAUCACCUCAAAAAAGGGUUGCUACAGGUAGUUUGCUAGCAGUGUGCUUCUUCUUUUUCUUUGUCUAUCCCCUGUUGAAAGAUGUGGCCCAGCAUAAAAACUACUAUUUUGUGCUCACGGUGUUACCUUAUGCUUAUUUUUAGCACAAUAUCAAUAACCAGUUUAAAUGUACGGUCAAGUGUGGACCUUUACAUCCUAACCUAAAACAGAGCUGGUGUAACAGGGCAUUGGAGACCCCAACAGAGCUUACAGCAAAGACCAUGUUUUGUGGCAGAACUGAACUCUUUUACAGACAACUGAACAUACCAAGGCUUCACACAGGAGGAAGUUAGCUGAGGUUAGCAUUUCAAAUAUGGUAUACCCCAACUUUGGGCUCCAUACCCCCCAUUCAGAGACCAACAAGGGACAUGACUGAGUAAACGUUCUUGUCCUUUAUGGUGUAUGUAUAGAAUUGAAUGCUUUCAUAUUCACACAGUUAGGAAUUGACUAAAGCUUUGGCAUUCAUUUACUGUGACCUUGAUUUAUGAAAUUCAUUAAGCACUUGCGUCAUGCUGGGGCCUACAAGACAGCCUCUUGGACUCACACCAACAUCCUAUGUGGUGUCGUUCAUUUCUGUGUUUAUGAGGGAUGUCUGUGAAUUUUUCGCCAUUUACACAUGUCAUGCUGUAACAUUUUGCCCUGGCGCAUAGGGGUACCCGGGGUUUCUUGAUGGACCAGAGUGUGCCCCAGUAGAGCUUUACACCUAGCAACGCUCCUGGAUUGGCCAUACGUUUAGUUUGCCCUUUCUUGAUUUAUAAACUGAUGCAACAAAAAAUUAGAAAAUAAAAACUUAAAGAUACACGUUUGUCACGUGUCUGUAAAAUUGUUGUAUCCUCUCGGUGAGAAGUCACUUCAACCCUGAGAGGCACAAAGCAGAGACUUCCUCCGAUUCCUCUGAGGUUCCUCUCUCUCAUGCUCCAGCUUCUCCUGUUGGCUCAUGUCCCCCCUCCUGUCAUAAAUCUGAACCAGGAUGUUUCCAGGCAACUCUCCAGUCAAUCUUUACUGAGUUUGUUGAGCUAUUGAUCUGUCCUGGGCUAUAGGUUGUCCUGGAUCCUCUCUCUCCACUAUUGAUGUUUUUGCCUGGGGGAAAGAAAGAAACUGCCUCCGUCUGAAUUUACCGUGGGCUCGUUUUCAAAUGACUUACAAUCACCUCACAAUGAAAAUAAAGGUUGUCAGGCGGUGGCAUUUUUACACUGAUACUGUUGUCAGAUGUGUUGUUUGAUAUGAGGCAGAGAUUGUGGGUUUGUAAUGCAGGUUAUGGGGCACUUAAGGGUGAUAAUCUCUGUGAGGAAUAUAUGGCCUCUGUGGGAUAAGAAAUGGCUGCAGGGGGAUCUGUCCCCUAAUGAAGAUGCCUUAGUCCUCUGGGCCCACAUAGACUGAGCGAUAUUUCAAGCUUGUGUGUGUCCAACUACAUGCAUUAUUGGCCGUUUUGAUAAGUGGGAGGAAGUACUGGUAUGAGAGGCUGUUCAGGUCAUAAAUCAUCCUUGUUCACCCAACAUUGUAAAGUUACAUAAUAAUACACUACACUCUCCUACACACUGCUAUGUAAGCUUACAGGAGCAGCCACGAAGUACUACAUUGUACAGUUAUUCCUGUUGGACUCUCCCAUAUGUAUAAAAAACAUGACAGGGAUGUACACCAAACUGGAUCAAAUCACACACUCCUGUCAGGUGUUUGCUUAAUCCAGCAACAAUGCAGGAAAGUUUUCAUUUAGUUUCCGAAGUCACAAGUUCAGGAGUUCAACUCACCAAGUUUUGCGUCCUCAAUUUUAACAUCAGCUCAGUGUUGAAUAUGUAGUUGGAGACAAGCCUGAACUGGAGUUUCUCAAUGUAACCCAUACUUGCCUUACUUGUGAACACUGCAGAGUUUUCUUUGAGUUUCUACAUACAGUCUGAACAUCUUUGAUCAUACAUACAAGUGCCAGAGGGGAAACUCAAAUCAAAAGCAGUUUUACUUGUAUGCUGAGCAGAAAUCUGUCUUCAAAAUAGCAAAUAGCAAACAGUUUGUUGUUGCUGAAAUAUAUUUUUAUAUGUGACAUCACACUGCUGUCAUUUUUUCCCCAAAGUUGCAGUUUGUUGGUCAGAAAAACUGUUGUGUUGUACUUUAAAUAUACAACAUUUAAUAUAUUAUGUAGAUUUAUUACAGUUAUUUUCUGUCAAAAACAAAACUUACCUGUAAGAGUAAACUGAAAUCAGGAUAUGAUUACAUGAUUAACCUUAAGACAAAAAGUGCCACAAAUAACAGAUUUUUGUGAUGCUUUUAUUUUGCCAUUUUACCACUGUCUCUGCAACUUUAUUUUCUGUUUUAGUAACAGGUGCGCUUUUAUUUCUCCAGCACACAAAAGGUACAAAAGAUAUUGUUGGAUGUAUUUGCACUCCUUGAAGAAACAAGCUUUUAUUUAAAGAUACAGAGAGAUAAGAUAAGAUAAGAUAAGAGAUAGUAUGGAUUAAAAACAACAAAAACUCUUAAAUGGCCUCCUUGGUGGACAGUCCAGGUACUGUCCAUGUGUGGGAAACAGUUCAUCCAUGACUGCAAAAUCAUCAUCUGCUCUACACGUAUGACAUUAGAUCGCCACAAUCCAGAGAGCACAGAGCACCUCCUGCUGUUUUAACUGGGCUCACUGAUAGUUUGUUUUUAUCUCAUCGAUUCCCACUGUCCUUUGUUCCCUUUGUAUCGAUUUUUAACCAUCUCUUAUGGAACUGUUACAUGCCUACUGAAUCUGACUUGGCAGUUCAGUCAUUACAUUAAUAUGCCAUUUAAUUUUUUUAUAAGUCCAAGCAGAGUUGCUAGCUCAGCUCACACUCAAAACAUUCAUGACAAUGAUAUCCUCACAAUAUUUUCAGAUAACUUAGUUUUACUCAAAUUAAAUCUUAAAAAUCAGGUCACUUCAUAGCCAUACAAAUAAAGAUAAAUGACUUACUGGCAUGAUAUCAGCCGGGUUUAUAUUUUUUAUCAAUUUCCUGAGCCCCAUGACAGACCUUCUGAAGAGAAAGGAUUGACCUAUAAGCAACUGUUGGUAACACUAAAUUUGACAUUUUUACUGUUGUGCAUCGAGGUUGCUUUCUUUCCUAUGAUGUAAAAUGCUUUUAUUUUGAAAAGAAGUAUUCCUCUGGUGGAUGGAAGUUAUGGAACUAAAUGAAAACAGCUAAAAUUUCAACAGAGUAUGAAAUACUCAACCACAAGCCUUUAAGUUGUCUUUAGAUUCAUAGAAAAUCUUGAAUCAUCAGUUUCAAAAGUGUCUGACCUUUUUACAGAGGGCUGCUACAGCUAGCUAGCUUCUUCGUACCUCUCACCAUUUUAUCGUGGAAAGCACAAGAACCAUAAAGAACACUGAAUACCACAUACUCAUACUUAUACUCAUCACUGGAUACUGAUUUUCAGCACGAUAUCAGUUAUUUUAAUGGACAGUUUUGUCCAUACUGAUAUAUCUAGAUUGCUGUUGUGUUAUGUGUUCAGAGUCAUUCACAAGAUGUUAUCUUGUGUUCAUUUGCUGACCCUUUGAAGAAUAGUUGUUCUGCGCUAUAAAGAGUUGGAUGUGUCACUUUAAAUCAGAGUUUAUUCAAUCCUACAGACUAAGAACAUUUUUUUUUGCCUGAACCUCCUCUGAGACUGGGUUUGUGUGGGAAUGUGUCAAGGACGGCAUCUAGGACAGGAGGUUUUCUGCACAAACCUGGCAUCAAUCAAGAAAUCAGUCAUAAUGGAAGUCUGCGGAGGCGAUUAGAGCAAUAUAGUUGAUGAGUUUGAACACAGAGAAGAUACCAGAGAGUUGAUUAGUGCUACAGUACAUUGAAAUGUUCUUCUUGUCCUGUUUCCAUGCACAAAGUCAAAGCAUAAAGGAGCGAAAUGAAAGACCUACCCAUCAGCAUCAAUAGAAAAUUUAAUGUGAGAUACUCAGCAGACAUUAUAUUGUGCUCCAAUCCAACCAGAUAAUAUAUCUAAGUGCACUUCAAAGUCCAAUGGCGAGUAGAGUGCACUCAAAUAUUUUCUAGCAGUUCGGAGGAUUUAAAGGUUCAGUAUUCUUUUCUUUUUUUAAUAAAUAGAUACUUGUACCAGACUUAUGUUCUCUGAUGAUUAUUAAGUCUGCAAAGCAAAAGAUACUGGAAAACAAGAGUACGGAAAAAAAUAAGGUCAUUGCUAGGCCCAUAUAAACAGAGCUCAAACUGUAUUAUCUAUUGUAACAUCAAAUAUUUGAAGCCAUUUUUUUAACUGGAGUCAAGACAAACAAACAAACAAACAGUUUAACAUAUUUUACAACUUUCUCUGCGUCAUUUUUGUGUAUUCUCUUUUUUUAGCAGUGAUUGGGUCUCAAAAGCUAAAGGAAUGCCAGGAGACACAAAAGCAGUCUAGCACAUUUUACCUCAGCCUGUUGACACUGUGGCAAAAUGUUAGUUUGCAUUUACAUUCAAAAUUGGUAAACAAUCUCAGUCUGGUCUUGAAAGUUAGGAAUGACAGACAGCAGGCACAGAUGAGAGAUCAGCCUGAGGAGCUACUUGACUUCAACUGUGUCUGACAGGGAGGAGUGGAAAAGGUCAUGUCCUGCAAUCCAUGCCACAGCAAGCAGAGCUAGUAUAAGCAUCUGUAAGAGGCUGGCUGAUAACAAAAAACAAAAAAGUUGUAUCAUUUGCCCUUAAUAAAUACUGUAUAACAUUUGUUCAUGUUUAAAAGUGUGUCAACUGAAAAGCCCAGUGAAAAAGAAAACUGAAUAAAGACUGAAAUAUCAGCAUAACUAUUCAAGCAAAAGUCCCACCUACCUGUUUAACAUUACCUCAACACACAAGCUCAUGUUUGAACUUGACUGUGAAUUAAAAUGUUACAUGCUAACAUUCAAAGCACUCUGAAUUAGCAAUCUUCAUUGGGUAUUUGCAGUGUAUUCCUGGAUUCAAAGACACAUAUCAACAAACUUGGAUUCCCCUCACUAAACUAGAUAAUUCCCUGGCAUGUUGUCACUGAGUAGGACUGUCUUUUUUCAGGGAUUUUUUAAAGUAGAUUUGCAGCCACAAGAUUUAUAGACAUCAGAGCUCAUGAUAUCCCCACAAAGCAUGAGUGCUGCUGAAUCUAAAAAUAGCUGAUUAUGUAUGUGUAUUGUUAGGUUUCCAAGUAGGAGUAAAGAUUUUGAUACAAGCUCUGCAGUAAGUCUUCAGCAGGAGCCUUUCCAAACAUUUGUUUUAGGAAAUGUCAAGUAGUUCCUUUUAUGUCUUUGUAAUAUUUUCUGGCAUGUGUAAUGUUGAAUACUGGUGGAUGUGGGGUUUUUAGGUGGAAUCUGCACGUUAAGGGGUUGUUUUGGUCCUCGUUAUUUUCUGCAACAAACCUCCAGCUUCAAGGUUCACUCUGUUAACUGUUUUACCAGGAUAAGUCCAUCCAUUAGGGCCCUGAUCCACAAAUCACAUUUCUAACAAUGCCCUCCUUUAAUUUACUGGAAAUUGAACUUCUUCCUAAUGAGGCAGUGGGUGUCCCACAGGGAAAGCAGCCCCCAUCAGUUCUCACCCCAAUCUCCCCAGGAACUAGUUUAUAAGACACACUCUCAUCGGGGCACUCAUGGACCAACCUUGUUGGGUCCUAAUUAAGAUAGCGAUGUGUCUCUGAUGAACAACGCACAUUAUUAGUCCUAACAAUAACACAUUCCCACAGGCAUGUACCUUCGUCCUGUCUCUCAGCUCAGCCCAGGAAUUGCUUUUGCUACUUUUUGUUGUUACUCUGCAAAAGAGGAGUGGGAGAAGAGGGAGGCUGAGCUUAUUUAGGCCAAUUAAUUUCUUUGUUAAUCUCAAGUUGAAGAUAAUUAAAUUUACAGAAAUAAAUCCAAUGUUUUUUUCCUUUUGCACUCCAGUGGCUAUUGUAUGUAUGUUCCCGCAUUAUCAUGCAUUAUUAACUUGUUUUGGAAGGAGAUUUUUUCAGACUCUUCCUCAGUUUUUAAUCUAAUCUGAACUCAGCAGUAAUAUUGUUAUCUUACUUUGGCUUGGCUCAUGUUUCCCUUUUAUUACUGUACAGUUUUUUUUUCACUGUAAAACACACAAAGAACAAACUAAUUCUGGCUGCAUCAUGUUUAAGAUGACUCAUUUUUGGAUUGAAUGUGAUCUCUAAAUGUUGCCAACACUGAACCAGUAACAUAGUGUCCUCUUGUUUCUGCUGUGAUUUAAAGUUAUUACUUUAUAUUUUAAGCCUGGUUAUUUGCCUCAGUAAAGGUUAUAGCUUCCCUGAGGCAACUCCACUGCUGAGCAUGAUUUUUUAACGUAUUGUCACAAUUUAUUGUGCACAGAUUUUAUUGGUUCUCUUUAUUUUUGCUGAGCUUUUGGUUUGGGUUUUCCCCCGGGUAUUACAGGGGGAAUUGUAAAUAAUGGUCCUCGCUCAGCUAAAGGUGGCUUUGGUGUAGGUGUAGGUGGUCAUAGCAGAUUGUGUUAUUGAGUUUAAAGUUUCCAUUAUAGAUCUUUUAAAUUUGAGAUUUGGUGGGAGUAACAAAAUAAAAGUUUAAAAUGAUCUUUUAAGACGGCAAUACCGAGAGAUAUUAGAUCAGAAACUUUUUGAAAACACUUCAAACUUACAAAUAGAUUGGUGUGUAGUCAUGAAGUUAGUGUGGCCUCAAAGUAGAUGGUAUUGCAAAAAUUGUACACACGACAUUCCAGUUUAACCAAAUUUAAAUGGAUAUUUUUUUAUCACCUAGUAUGCUUUGCAUUACAUUCCAGUUUAACAUUAAUUUAAAUUGAUAGUUUUUAUCAGUUAAUAUGCUUCGUAAUACUGCCUGGGUAGAAUAUCCCUAGAGGGAGAACAAUAAUUAAACUCAGAUGGUCAAUCGAAUUAAACUUUAGUAUAUAUUUGAGAUUCCUGUGCUCUAGUAUUCUGUCACACAUUUUUAUUUUUUUAUUUUUUUUGUAAAGAUGAAAUAAAUUUGUAGAUGACAAUUUUAUGAUUUAAAUGAGCUUGUCUGGUCAGCUCAACAUGUCCUAAGGGGUGCGUGCUGAGCUGCUGCUAACUUUCCUCAUCUUGUUUCUUUUGAUUCAAAACCACCCUUUUUAUUUUCACUCUGAAAUGUUUACACACACUGCCACUACAGCGCCUGCUGCGGUCUGUUUAAUAGGGUUUGCUUGACGUCAUCUUGCAUUCAUAAAGGAACCAGUUUAGCGUAGCUGACUGAUGGGGGUCAUUGCAAUGGUUCAAAGGGUCAGUACAAGAAGUACUGAGGUAUCUUUCAGCCCUUUGGACACAGGUUUUGAGUUGAAACUUCUCUUACAAGCAUAAUACAACCUUUGCCCAUAGUUUGAAGUGUGGCUUCAACAUUCCAGCCCAACUGCUUCACCAGAGUUAGAAUAACAAUCAAUAUAAAACCCCAUGCCACAGAAAUCAAUAGCCGUGGCUGUAUGUAUUAUGCUACAGUGAAUGCUGGUGAUCUGUGCAGUUAUUGAUGUUUUUCUCUGGACAUGCAUAAUAUGCACAAUCACAUGUGAAUAGAUGCCAGACUAGGAAUGUUCAAAUAAUUUCAUAAGCUGAAAAUAUACACCUGUAACCGUACUGAUCUUUUUAGCGCACAACAAGCGGGUGUCCACACUCUUGCAAUGGUCCCAGACAUGUGAAGUCAGUCUGAGAGUAUUUCUGUGAAUAGUCUUUGAACUGCUGCCACUUUAAUCCCCACGACUGUCGUGAAACACUUCUAGUAGCUGCAAUUUAUUCUGCAGAAGGGCAGAAAAAGCCAUUAUUUAAAAGCAGACAUCCUACAGAGAUAGAGAGACAUGAAGUAUGAGGUGAUAAGACUCUGCACCCUUUCUAAGGCAUGGAGCAGCAUUUUUACUCAGAUGCAGAUAAAAAUGACAAAUACUAAUUUAUGGUGUUGUUCCAGAGAUAUGAUGUGUAUGUUCAUGCUAUUCAUAUUUCAGCAUUACAUGCAGCGAUAGGAUCACAUUAUGCGGAUAGAAGUGACGAUGAAUUUGAUGAGGGAGGCUAUGGGGUGACUGUGUUGUAUGUUGUCAGGGCCAAAGAAUUAUGGCAUAAGAAACUAAUGAAUAAAUGAAUGAACAGACAGCAAGACAGACAGGGAAAAAAAAGUACAGUCCAAAUCAGAGUCUAAACCAAAAGCUUUGCUCUCUUGACAAGUCUUUGGUUGAAUACUUUGGUGGUGAAGAAAGACUGUGGCAUUUCUCUGGUAAUUUUGGAGAAUGAUGGUAUUUUACGAUGAAAUCAGCUCAUACAGUUUAGAGGUGGGAGAAAAAAUCCAUACAGUUUAGUAUCGUGAUAUCGUGAUAUGAUAAGUAUCGAUUUUUCAAAUUAUUUGCUAAUAUAAAUUAAAAUCUCUGAUAAUAGAAAAAUAAAAUCAACAGUUUGUCCGGUGAGGUUGGCAGAGGUGACAUCUUAGGGCAGGAGAAAGUUAGUACAACAAACAUAUAAAAGGUUUGCAAGAUGUGCUACAUGAAAAUAAAAUACAGAGUAAAUAAGACAAACAUAAAGGAAAGAUGAAUGCUGAAUUAGCUUAACAGUUGAAAAAUUGUAUAAAUCGCAAUAUAUUGUAUCGCAAUCCUCACUGUUUUGCAAAAUGUUAAAAAUUGCAAUAAUAUCGUAUCGUGGCCCAAGUAUCUUGAUAAUAUCGUAUCGUGGGGCCACUAGUGAUUCCACCCCUACCAAACAGACACUAGUUAGCAGCUUCAUGAUGCUGACAAUGCCACAGUCUGGCGUCAUUUGCUUUGUGUUUUUUGUUGGUUUUUGUUAAACCAAAAAACAAAGCAAAAAUAAAAAAAAAUACAGACAGCAGAUUUAAAACAUUACAAAGUCUCAGAGUCACAUUUAAGAAGUUUUUUGGAAGAAUUUGAGAAAAAUAGUGGGUAUGUUGCAAGAAUAAAGUUGUAAGGAAAUCAGGUUGUAAAGUUACAAGAGUAAAUUCACAUUGUUAUAAAAAUAAAGCCACGAUAAAAUUGUUGUUUCGUUUUUUUGAUUUUACAUUGAGACGUCAGCUGCCUAUACCCAAAGAGAGGACGUGCAGCGUCUCAUGCUGUAAUUGUUCGCAGUGUUUUGUCAUCUCAUCACCACAUUGUUACAAGUAUGAGGCUCUGAAAAGACUGCAAAAAGCUGAGGCAUGUGGCAUCCCCAUUCACAAACAGCAUUUGGCUAAUCACCAAGUUAAUUACUUUAUUUUGUAAUAUAAGGACUUUACUCUCAUAUUCCGAUUUUAUUAGGCCUUUAUUCUCAUAAUAUUUUAACUUCAAUAUGACUUUAUUCUCCUUACGAUAUGAGUUUAUUUUUGUGAUAUUGUGAUUUUAUUUCCAUACAACUUUAUUCCUGUAACAUAACGACUCAAAGUCCAACAAAAUGCAAAUCCAAAAAACAAAACAGUGGCGGCAGAGAAGAAUACAGUAGCACUGGGAAUACACAAGAUGACGCCAAAACAUGGACAGGCUUAGACAAUGAACCAACAAAGAAGGAGGGGAAGACAGGGGCUAUAGACACGCACGGGGUAAUGAGCAACAAGAGACAGGGGAGACAAUAAGACACAGGUGCAGACUAUUGCUAGGGAAGGAAAACACAGGAAGUCAAACCAAACCAGACACACAAGAAGAAGGAACUACAAAAUAAACCAGGAAGCACUAAAAGCUAACCACAAGAAUAAAACACUUUUAACAUGAGGAGAACAGGAUCAUCGAAACACUGAGAACACACAUGAAACAGGAACGAACAUUGUGGAACUACACACCAAAAAUACAAAUGAAGGAAGACAACAAAACCACAAGAAUUAUUGUUUUAUACAGUCACAUGUCCACAAUUGCACUGAGGUUACAUCCCUAUUUCUUAUCAAUAACAAGAGAGAAAAACGGUUCAUGAACUGAAUUUCUCUGGUCAUAUGUCUAUUCAAAAUGCUCUACACAUGUCCCAUUCAUCCUUUCAUACAUAUGCUCAUACUCUGAAAGCUCUGCUAUGUAAAGUGGUUAUCUGCCCACCAGCACUAACCACGCUUACACACAUUAAACGCUGCUGGCCAUGCCUUUGGGAGCAGCUUGAGGUUUAGUGUCUUGCUCAGUUCAAGCAGACUGGAGAGAGCUGGGGAUAAAACCACCAACCUAUGGACCCACAAGUAAGACAGUGCAACAUGAUCCACAAUCAGUUUGUACUGUGUUUAUAUCAGUGUUGUGUUAUGUCUCAAACAAUGACUCGUAAACCCACCAAUCAAUGACUGUCAUCAUCACUCUUAUCCCUCAAAGUUGUGUUUCAGGGGACAUGUUGGUGUAGUUCGAAGGCAUGAUCCAAAUAGGCGGGGAAUAUAUAUAGAAUUUUAGGGGAUUAAUGUAUGGUCAAACACACCAUAACACUGAGAUAGACACCCCCUCGAGAGAUGAAUAUUGCUGACUCCUCGCUUCUCUCAUACCAACUUCAGAAAUACGAUAGCAAUACACAGCGGUCUAUGGAGCCACACGCACACCUCAACCAAAAAGCCACUCUAUAGCCACAAAUAAUGCUCAGAACAGCACCUAACUUCAUCAACAGUACAUGUAGGGUCCCAACCAUAGCACUAGUCACCAAACAUCUUUUUAGCUUUGCCUGAUUUCUUUAGCAAAGAGACUAAACACAACUCACCCACUCUCCUCCAGCAGCCGCUUGUUUGUGGGGGAGCCCUGACGAGUGCGGUAUUACUGUGUGUUUGACCAUAACUUAAAUUUACGCAGGAAUAUCCCUUUAAGUUACCUUGGUUCAAUCGGGGGGUUGUGGGUAUUAAGUAGGAAGGCCUUGUGCAAUGAGGAUGCAAGUUCCGUCCUUCUUAUACGACAAUCUCAAAAUCGAUGGUGUCCUUAAUGAACAACAUGAGAUUUUCAGUCUUUGCUGUGUUUUCCAACCAUGCACUGAUUAUGAUCAUCCAUGUCCAUGAUAACGCUGUAGUGCUCAGAGUAAUCUUUACAAACUUCAAUCUGAUGUUGAGGCUUUAAGAGGUCACUCAGAUGGGCCACACGACCAUUGAACAGGGUUUUGAUUGAUCUGUUUGUCAGUGUGGUUUUUCCCUCUGCUGAUUGCGCUGCCUGUUAACUGGUUAAGGGUCAGAGUGAUCAGACUGUAAAAUAAUACUCAAAAACAGACCAAAGUAAGAAUGAUAUAACUAUUUAACUUUAAUUAACUCUUAGAAAAGUUAGAUAGAUGCCUGUUUAGUAAACUUUUCAAGCCACAAAUCUUUGUCACAUAAUAAUGGGUAAAGUGAUGGCUUGGCUUGUGCCUAGCUUUUUUUUAGCCGCACCCAUGCCAAGGGUUCUUCCUCUGUCAUUGUGCAGCUGCAGCCUCUGGUUUUCCUCAUUUUUUAUUUUUUUUGCCAGCGCUGAGUGAUGAUCCACAUGCUGGUCAGGGAUGUUCGGAGGAGCCCUGAAGCCUGCUGGCCUGUCAAAGAAAUGUGACAGUGUCCUGUGUGCAGGGACAAACUGGAGAGUGUAGCCUGCAGCUCUCAAUCACUCCGGGGGCUGGCAGAGACACCCACAGGGAGCUGUCUGCUCUCUCUUUCAUUUAUCUCUUUCUCUUUUACCCUCUCUAUCGUUCAUGUUUCCUCAUUUUCUCAAGCUCUUUCCUAUUUGGUCCCUUGUCCCUCUUUUUCUCUGUCUGUUUCAUGCUCCAUUUUUUCACGUCAGCCUUAUCUGUAUCAGCCUGUAGUUCACAGAUUUUACAUACUCACUUCUUUUUACUUGUUUCGUUGCCACGCGCUGUCUGCGUCAAUAUCCGACCCAAUCCAUUGCCUGGCUGAGGCUCGUUCCGCGAGCACACAUAUGCACACAUCCACCCACCCACCCACGUAUACACACACACACAUAAUUAAACAGACUGGCACCCACAUGCUCAAACUCCCCCAACACACAAACAGAGUUUAACACAGCGUAUUUUCUAAUGCGCAGCUCCAUUUUUAGGAUAUAUAAGCCUUCUUCACAGCAGCACAGUAGCCCCACACAAUACAAGAGAAUGAGGAUUUUCUAUUAGAUUUGUCUGGAGAGAGAGAGGGAGGCCGAGAGUUUCCUUCAUUUAAAAUGUUCUGCACUGAGGCUUUUCAAUUUGAUUAUGAAGCUCCAUUUCAUAGAGGCUGGAUGCUGCAUGCCAUUCAGAAUGAAACUGAGCCGUCGGUCGGCUGGGCCGGCAGCCUCCCGAUGUCUCCUCUGCAGGGGUAUCAGGGGACGGCAAGGGCGACACUGGCCCGCUGUGCCCUUUCGGUACAUUGUUCAGUUGGGUUUUAGGGGGAAGUGUGACAGGGGCUGGGUUGCUGGCUAAGUGGGAAGGAGGAUGGAAUUGAUUGAAACUGUGAAAAAGUCUGAGGGAAAAGUGAGACGUACUUCUUGUCUUUGGUACAUUUUGUCUCCCCUCCUUGUAAUUUCUGUAGAAAUAUAUGUGUCGCACCAUAACAGGUAUGUCAGUGUCCAUGCAAACUGACUGAUUGGGUGAUUGCCCAGUUCUGGGUCACUCCUGACCUGCUUCAGUGACUGAUGAACACGAGAAACAGGUAACUAAAGCUUAGGAUGUAACAGCAGCACUGCUCCCCUGGCAUCCAUCAUUAAUCCUCUUCUUUUACCUCAUCCGAGCAACACUUCCUGGAGCGUUCUCCUUUUACAUCCCAGGCUCUUGGGUGGCCUUAGAUUGUCACAACAUGGCUCUUCAUCUCUGAUCUGUUGUUGUGUAAUUGGUCACUGGAAACCAAAUUAGCAGUAUCUGAAGUGUCUCAUUUUUCAGCUUUUCUCUUUGCAGUAGAUCAGUGUAGAAAGAUUUACUGUUUUGGGGGGUAAGGGUUUGGAUUUCUCUUUUCAAACCAAAGGGAAGUAAUCCUUUCUUUACGGACGUGUGGAGUAAUCAAUCAUUUAUUAGAAUCUCAGAGUUCCCCUGGCUGUAUUAAGUUCUCACCUUGAGUCAAUACCAACAAUGGCUCUGACAUCCUUGUUGAUACCACAGUGUUUAUAGAUGCUGUGAAACUUAGCCAUGGUAGAAGAGAAGUUCAUUUCCUUGUAAUGUAAUGUAAUGUGAUUGAGAGGGUUUCCCGUUUGGUCUAUUUGAAUUUAACAUAGUUUUAUUUAAGUAGUAGUUAAAGAUCGUAAUAUAAUAUUCUGGUAAAGUUAUUUGACAGUUUCUAUGGAUGCUUUACUUGUUAAAUUUGUUCAGAAAAAGGAAUGCUCCGAUUAUGGGAUGGUCCUUUACAAUGAAUUUCCUUGCAGUUUUAACUGAAACUCAAAUUUCUGAUAAUCCAACGAGUCUAAAGGUAAAUAAAAAAUUAGGAAACUCUCAAAACUGAGCACAAGUCAAUCAACAACACAGCUAAACAAAAGGUCAUGGAGUCAGGAUAAACAAUGUCAAAUUGGAUUAUUGAAAGUCGCUAACAGUAGCAGAGCUAGCACCACCUCUCUGCAGGUUAAUGUUCUCAUUCCUGUGCUAGUUAAGCAACGCUUCAAUUGGCAUUAUAUGUCCAAUGUUAAAGAGAUUUUUUAUAUCCAUCCAAUCAACUGCUUGUUAAUGUGUGAACCAGUUAAAGCGAUGCUGUAAAGCUUAUAGUUUAAUCUUUAAAAAGAUACAGAAUCAAUAGAAAACCAAAGGCAUUAGGUUGUUGUGAUGCCUCUGGUGUGUUAUCGGUUUAUUGAAAACUUUGACAAAACAUUUGUAAGUUUGCUAGUAUUAUGAAUAUUUUAGCCAAAGGGUUACUGUAUUCUAGUUAUUUAGAAAAUUCAUUCAGGAGAUUGAACACAUUCAGAAGAUUAUAGGUUUUGAUUUCAUGGUAAUAUUUAGUUUGUUUUACCAUAUUCACAGAUGACAGUUUGAUUCAUCAAAAAAUUUUGGAUAUGAAGAGCUUCUCCUGAUUCUUCAAAAUUUUAAAUUUUAAUGCUAUAUUGCGUUCUACACAGUAGAACGUGUAAGUUUACUCAUUGUCACUGCAUCUGAUUGUAAAAAUCCAUUUUCUGUGAAAGUGACAAUAAGACGUUUAUUUUACUCAGCCUUUGAAGGAACCAUUUUUUGAUCACUUUGCAGAAUCUAGAAGUCCCUGUUCUAUUUUUACCCUCAAACAAAGACCAGCAUCUCCGCCAGUCCUGCCAUAUCAGCAUCUAUUUCUAGAGUAUUUCCUGUCAUUCAAACUUAAAGUUCACUCACUGCUCCGUCUUCAAAAGUGUAGAGAGGUCCUAAUGGUGCAGAUUAAAAAGCAAUUUAAUACAGAAAAGGGGAUUAGAAACACUAUGGGCUGCACUAAUCCUUAACCUUUACUCCUGUUCUCAUGGAGCCACAAUAUGUGCAAGACGAUAGCAUCACAGGACUGGAGUUGGUAAAUUUCCAUUAGGGCUGCCCUUCUUUAUUCCCACCAGCACAUUUAAAGGCAUUAGGCAUGCUUUGUUGAGGCUAAUAAAAAGGACCAGCAGUGCUAUCACACACCCUCGACUUGUUUCGGAAAAGGCACUGUUCCAUGUGAAGUUUUCAUAACCCAUUAUGAUAAUCUGGCUGAGUCUCUGAAGGGCAGGGGAUAGACAGGCAGAUAGAUGCUUCUGGGGUGACUGCUCCACAGACUCUGCAGGGAUAGAACAUUUUCUGACUGUCUGCAUAACCAGGACAGAAAGUCACUCCAGCUGCCAAAGAAGAGCAGGAAUAAUAGACAACUCAAUGCCAGAAGAGAGGUGACUGCAUGGCAGCAGGUCAGACAAAAGCAAGGAACAUUUUGUUCAAGUGAUGAAGUAAAACGAGAGUACGUCUGAGUUUAUGUUGCAUCUCACUCAGAUUAAAAACUAUACGUGCAAAAUGCAGCGGUCAGACAAGAUGUUUCUGCAUGCCUCUCUCCAUUUUAAACUUCCUCACAAUCUGAAUAAACAGAAUGAAGGGUGUACGUUAAUUUUUGACAUGGUUGUUUUUGUUAAAUAAAGUGGGAGAACCACAUUUGGUCUCAUCUGAUGUCAGAAAGUCUGCAUUUCUUUUUCUGCGUUCUGUUUGCCUGCUUCUAAUCUCUGCAGAGGAAAAGAGUGUUUCUUUGAUAGGAAACAGGGUCAUGCCGAACAUGAAUCUUUUAUAUCUAAAUUUGUGCAGUGCAAAGAUUCAAUUCUCUGCACUUUGUAGGGUCCACCCUUAGUUAUAUGGUUUUAUUUAUACAUCAAAGACCAUUUAUUAUUUAUGUGUUUGUGAACCAUCAAACUCUGAUACAAUUUUCCCAAGAAAAAGCUGAUACACAUGAAGGGAACUGUCAAAUAAAGGGAGUUUUUGACCGUGGUGAUGGUUAAUGUUCAUCAAAGUGGGGGUGUGGUAAAAUGGAUGUGAUCCAUUACCAUGGUAACAAGCUUGGUACUCUGGCAUUUUCCAAAACAGUGCCUUUGACAUAAAAUGAGAAUGACUUUUACAGUUUUAAAGAGGUGGAUUUCUUCUGGGGUUUUGCCCCCUGGCAUCUCAGGGCUGUCUUGGCAAUAACCCUCGCUCAGACAUCAAGGGGUUGGCGUCGAUACUCGACUUCCUUUUAGCUCCUCUCCCAUUUCAUGCUACUCUUUCUCCCUAAGAUUCGGUUACUGUGAAUUAAGGCGAGAUGAUCAAUUUAAUUUUGAUAUCAAAUGCAAUUUUGGCUAUCCAUGACCGUAAAGGGAAAAUAUCAAGAUCAAACAACUACUGUGCCACCUGCCAUGUUGUACUCUGUUUUUCCAGUGGCAAAUGUAGCUCCAGGUCAGGGUCUUUUAAACUUGUUUUGACAGUCAGGUGAAGAGGGCUCCAUGUCCAGGGCUGGGCUAACAGUUUGGGGUUCCAACCUUGUCCUUGGGCUCCUAUUUGUAGAGUCUUAUAUUGAUUCAGGAUUGGGCUAAUGAUGUCUCUAAAGAGGCUUACUCCAGCCCUCCACAACUGUCCGCCUCUCUUCUCCGAGCUUAAUAGUUUCUGGCUGCAGAAUAUUCUCAUCGUGAUUUGGGAGUGUGAAAAAAAUGCAGGUGCUGAAAAAUGUGUUAAGUGGUGUUAAGUGGAGACUACUGUAUUCCUAACAUGUUGUGCCACAACAGUGCAGACCACCAUGCAGCCACAGGUGGAGGAAGUAAAGCUGUGUAGCACUGCUAGGGGGCGGAGUGGGAAAAGCAGCUGUGUGUGUUAGUAAAGCAGAUUGACAGAGUGAGCAUGAAGAGAGAGUGUGUAGUAGGGCUGGGUGAUAAACCAAAAGUAUACCAAUACUGAAAUUUACGACAGUGACUGACGUCAUUUUGCCCAUAUCGGUAUAUUCGGUGUCAAAAAAAUAAACAAAUGUUGGUUUCGGAUGCGUGUAGGUAGGCACUGAUUUUCAAGCAGUGGAUCAACUUGGAAGUGUAUCUUUUCACAAAAUGUUUGGUGUGGGUCUCAAGGAAUGCGAUAUGUCCUGUUAUGACUUUUGCCAUGCCCACCACUAAUAGUACUGAAUCAUUUGCCACAAAAUAGUCUGUGAAAUCAGUUGCACAUUAAUGUUGUUAGGAAAUAACUCAAAAUUUUGAGAAAUGGCGUUAUACCCUUGAGUUGGUUAGGGAGGGAAGCUGUUUGGGUUAUACUGUCAUUUGUAUAAAUGCGCAAGUGCUUUUUAUAUCUACUAGCCUGAAGGGUGGGGGGGACUCCACAAGUGUUAACAAGAGGUCAGCUUAUAUGGAAGUACCUAAUAAAAUGAACCUACCAUUUAUUUGAUUAAACCUGAGUUGGUAAAGUCAUUAAAAAAAGUGAAUAUUAUUUGCUUGUUCCAAGUCUGGGACACAAUGAUGCUCAGCUGUUAAGGACCCCAGUAUCUGUGUAUUAUUGUAGUCAAUGUAGUUUGCUGUGUUUCUAAGACUCACACCAAGAUAUCAACCGACUUGCUUGAAUAAACAUACUGAGUACAUCUUCUCACUAUCCCACAGUCUUACUGAUGCACCACAAUGGCCUCAUUCUCUCACUGGCUAAAAUUACUGUCUGAGUUAGUCAUCCUCCUUAUCAUGGUCAUUAAGUACGUGUGGCUCUGAGGCUUUGCCAUCUUGUGAUCUUGGUGAUCUCGAGACAACAAACACAAAGACUUCUCAGCCAGGAUCAUCACAUGGUAUCUCUUAGCUACACUCUUGCUAGCAUGGGGGGUAGGGAGUUGUUAGUCCAAAAAACAUAUGAUCAUGGUGGCCCCUAAACAGUGCACACCCCUAAACAACGGUUACGUCCACUUCUUAUUUACACUGAGCACUAAAUCUGUCUGCUUUUAUAACCAAAAUUGUUUUGCAAGCUCCUUCCCUCUCUCUGCCCUCUCCAGAUCCACAGAGAUGUAACUCCCACAUCAAUGAUCUAUUUAAAGUCUCAAACAGGAUGCGUCUCUUCAUUCUACUGUCGGUUUUUACACCUUUUUUGUUGUGAUAGUAUUGUAUUUAUCACUCCUCUUCCUGUUCGCAGGCCACUACUGAGCAGAAGAAGCUGAGCCAUGCUGGAUCCAAGCCCUCCCUCUCUGAGAGCAGUGGCAGACUCCCUCAGAUAGCCAUGAACACCUGCAAGUACAAUGGCGGAGUGGUGAGACCACUAGUGGGCAGCCUGGCGUCCUCGUCGCGCCGCAACCUUGCGGAGCUCGACUCGGAGACACAGCCCUUGCAGACGCUGCACAGCUCUGGCCUGGAGGUGGUGGUGUCCAAGGGCAACGGCGGUGAAGACCCCAGCAAGGCGUCCAACGAGAGCCUAGUCAGGGAGGGCAGUGGGCGCGGAGGAUGCAGGGCGCCGCAGAAGAAGAACAGGGACAUUGGCUACAAGCUUGGCCACAGGAGAGCGCUGUUUGAGAAGCGGAAGAGGCUAAGUGACUACGCGCUCAUCUUUGGGAUGUUUGGGAUUGUUGUCAUGGUGACAGAGACAGAGCUGUCAUGGGGGGUUUACACUAAGGUAGGUUGUGCAUGUGUGUGAUGCAUGAGUGGGAGUUUUGUGUGUUGUCAUUGUUAUUGUUGGUUUUUUGAUUAGUGUGGGGUUGGCAACUGUCAGACCAGUGAAGAGUGAUUAUUAGCACAGACACUGACGUACAUGAUUGAACAAAGGUGCUGGGAAUAUGCACGGAUAGAAAGAAGUAGCAUGUGAUCUGGUGUGUGACCAACAGCAUAGUUCAGAGUUUGCCCUUUAAAAAUGUUUUAUGCAAAAUGAUCUUGAUUACAAGCCUGCCUUUGUGAGGAGUUUUUUUAUUCAUUUUUGGCAACUCAAAGUGAAUGGAGUUCAGCCAGAGGAUUUGUUUCCACUACUGGCACCAUAAUGGCUUUUUGUCAGUCUCUUUGAAGCUUUAUUCUAAAACCACUACUCUCACAGCAUAAGUGCAAGAUAGGGGGACAGAUAGUCUGGGAUAAGGAGUAAAGAGAGACUUAGAGUGACACAGACAAGUUGAGAUGAGGAAGAACAAUGGCAGAAAGAAAAGGAAGUUCUUUAGAGCCUUAAACUGCACAUCUGCAACUUAAACCAGCACAUCAGAGACAAGACAGCCAAACACGCUGCAGUAUCACACUAGAGCCUUAAACAAGGACGUCAGCAGGGGAGUAAGGUCCCAGGGUCGUUGUGACCAGGUCAUCACCCUUUCACCUUUUUGUCCUCCUGCAUCAGUCAGCCAUUUCUGCUGGGUCAGGUAUUUUGGGAAAAUGAUUGUCCCCCCACUGCACACAGAGCAGCUUCUACAAGGCUGUUUACCGGUGAGGUGACAUUGCAGUGCACUGCAGUGAGCAGGGUCACAGUCUCAUCUUUCUCUGGAAAUAAGACCUUUCUCUAAACAUCACACUCCUCGUGUAUCGACAAAAAUAUGCUGAACCGGAGACAUUUAGGGAGCUUGCAUGUUCAGAAAAUCGUCAUGGUUUUUUUUUUAUGUACAAAAUUCACUUCAAAGAAAACAUGGAUUUUCACUCACUAGCUUUAAGAUGUGACUAUUUCACGCCAGCUACUUCUUCACGGUGUGUUCACAGUGGCAUAAAUUUAAAGUCAUGCAUUUGGCAGCAUAUCUAAAAUGCUUUUUAAGGCACCAACUAGUUACAAACUUGAAUUGCACUUGAUAUCCUUAAUACUUAAUCUGAAGUAUUUUGUGCUUGUUUGAGUAUGUUGUGUCCAUAGUGAUUAGCAGAAAAUGAAAAAAUGAAAACAUCAAACAGAAAGAGGAAAAAAACGAAAAAAAUGUAACCAGACAGAAAAGAAAAUUUGCGAGCAGGUUGCUGGUGCUACAUUUUUUGAUUAUUUUCUCAUAAUGUUGAUUGUUAGCUCUUUUUUUUAAAGCCACUAAAGAACUAAAGCAUGCUUGUGUUGUAGAGAAUAGAGCAUUUUGCCUCCUCUAUAGUGCUGCUGAAAUUAAAUAACCCUGUGGAUUAGACCAGACUCAAAUGUAGAUUAGACUAAAACAAGCUUUAGAUAAAGGCUUAAACAAACAAACCAGCUGUUUUUUUCUUCCUGUGGUGAUGUAAUUAGAAUAUUUUAAUGGGUUUUUGAUCACAGAUAGAUAUAUGUAAGUGAGAGUGUACUAUAUAGUAGGUCAGAGUGGUAAUCUAUAGGCUGAUUUAUAGGGUUUUAAGAAAGUCAAUAGGUUUGUCUGUGGCUGUUACUGAGUGGGGUGUAGUCCAUUCAUCAGGCCGACCUCAACUGAAAUUGAAAUGACCUUCCAUCCCUGAGUGGCACAGCACCCUCCCCCUCCCCCAUCAGACAGGUAACAUGUGCUGUGGAUGGUCCACUUUCUGUCUCAUGUCUCAUCACGCUGCAGACACUUGAGGCUCAGAGAAGGUUUUCUUAGCCCCGAAGGAGGGAAACACGUAAAGAGGUGGUGAGCACUGGGACUGGAAAAUCCUUGAACCUCUGGCAGGUGGAUUAAUUAGUUUACUCAAUAUUAUUUCACCGGGGACCUCUCAAAACAAUUUCAGGCGUUAGAAUGUCUUGAGAACGUGUCGCCGACCUGAGGGGCAAAGUAAUCUAGUUGAUAGCUAAAAAUAAAUUCUGUAAUAUGGACCAACGAAGGACAGAGUAGUACUAAGCAGCUCCUGCUGUCAUUUCACCGGCGAUUAUGAGCGAUAUUUCCACUUGUUGUUUUUGUCAUUCGUUGUUUUUGUCAUUUGUUGUCGGUGUCGUUACGAUAACAACAAGCGGGGAUCAUUAGCCUGCUGCAGAGAGGCUUUUUUACACCAGGGCUGUUAACUUGAUUUAUCAAAUGGCAUUUUUCCAACAUAAAGGGGGGGACUUAAGUAGUACAGGUCCUCAUUUCCUAGAUCUAUGGUCCCCAUGUAGACACAUACACAAACACACGCUCGCACACACAUCGCCGCAGCAACAGAAUCCAGCUGGCCUAUUUAUCAUCAGCGAUACUCGCCGUGGUGGCCCCCCUGCUAAUGCUAGCCUUGCCUUUCCCGCACCCAGCAUUAAGUGGAAAGUCCCCCUGUUAGUGCUGGGCUUUGAUUAAUUGGUAGUUUAGAUGGUGGGGAACAGCUUCCGUGGAUAAUACCAGGCUGCACCUACACCUGCAGCUGCAUUGUUUCACAACAUCCUGACGGUGCUGUUUGUGUGUAAAAGCCCCAUUAUCUGCUCUCACUUAGACUUUUAAGCUAAUAAGCACUGUGUGUGCAUGUGUGUGUGUGUCUUUUUGUGUUUGCAUGGCUAUUUAUACCACAGUAAGAGUACCUGCAUUUGUGUGUUUGUUGUUGAAAAAAACUUGAAUUAGAAGUCUGUAAAUUUAUAACUCAACACUGACUGAUCUUGAAUUCUUACUUACACUUAGGACUCUCAGCUUUCACUUGAAAUUUCCUCUUUUACUCAACUACCCCCAAUUCACCUCGUUGCUUAGCAAUAUUAAGCAGCUCUGAAAUCACAGGUUGAGUGGUGAUAAGUCUCUAAUGGGGCUAAAUUUAGAAAGUGAAAGUAUGGAAAAUGCCAUCCAUGAUGAAUACAGUUUAACAGUUUGUCUUGAUAUUUCCUUGUGUAAGAAAAAUAUGUGAUUAUUUGAUAAUAACUUUGCAAAUAUAACUAUCAUAUUUCUAAUGUUUUUUUUCUCUCCAUAUCUCUUUCUCUGACCAUAGGAAUCUUCAUACUCAUUUGCACUGAAAUGCCUUAUCAGCCUUUCCACUGUUAUAUUGCUUGGUCUUAUAAUAAUGUACCAUGCCCGGGAAAUCCAGGUGAGUCCAAAACAACAGAUUUAUACAAUUUGAUCCACAAUUUGUUUCGUUUUUUAUUAUAAUUUCAUUUUGCAUGGAGACUUAACUGAAAAAGUUCAUCACUAUUACAUACUGCAAAAUCUUUUUUUAUUUCAGGCUUAAAGGUGGCUCCUGUGAAAAAUCAGUGAUUGAUUUGAGUUGUACACUGAACUACAGUGCCCUUUACAGUAAUUUGUCAAAAAAAUUAGAAGAAGAUGACUGUUUUCUAUAUUUUUCCUCCUUCAAAAUACAAGUCUGUCUGAUUACUGUCCAUCUGUUCUUCAGAAUUGUUAACUACAGCGCUGAUUUGAUGAGAUUUCUUUCUAUCUUUAGAUGUCCUGCUUGGUUUAUAAUCAAAUAAGAUUCCAGAUUAAGUAUAAUUUUAAUCUGAUUUAUCUGAACACUUUUGUCGCAUUUAAAUGUAAUCGAAUUUAUAAAUCAUGAGGAUGAGUGAAUCUCUGUACCAAAUGGAAAAUUGUCUUUGUCCCUGAUUUGGUGCACAUCUUUCAGUAAUUCAUCACGACUUAUGCAGAUCAUGACUCCAAUUUCAGACAAAAUAUGUGGGUUUGAUUUAAAUAAUGUUUGUCUCUCAAGCUCGCUUUGUAAUGAUGAUUACCUUGAAGGUGUUGGGGGUUGAAGAGGAUUGGAAAAUGCUGAAAUGCCAAACUUUCACAAAGCAAACUUCAGCAAAGACAUUAAAUGUCUGAAACAAAACCUCAUUCUGUAUCUGUUCAUCUGCAGCUGUUCAUGGUGGACAAUGGUGCGGACGAUUGGAGGAUAGCCAUGACCUAUGAGCGAAUCUUCUUCAUCGUGCUGGAGCUGCUGGUGUGUGCCAUCCAUCCCAUCCCGGGACAGUACGUCUUUACCUGGACGGCGCGGCUGGCCUUUACCUAUACGCCGUCGGUGGCGGAUGCAGACGUGGACAUCAUUCUCUCCAUCCCCAUGUUCCUGAGACUCUACCUGAUAGGCAGGGUCAUGUUACUCCACAGUAAGCUCUUCACAGACGCUUCGUCCCGCAGCAUCGGCGCCCUCAAUAAGAUCAACUUCAACACACGCUUUGUCAUGAAGACCCUCAUGACCAUCUGUCCGGGAACUGUUCUGCUGGUGUUCAGUAUAUCCUCCUGGAUCAUUGCUGCAUGGACUGUGCGCGUCUGUGAGAGGUAAACACGGGGUUGUGAAUAAUGGAUACGUUGGGAAACAAAAUGGCUGGUGCACUAUCAUGCUGAUGUGGAUUACUAGUACUCUUUUCAGCUUCACUCUUGGCUUCUCGGUGUUAUCUUGUUUUCAGUUGCUCAUCUGCACUGGUUCACAGAAAUGUGUGGAAACAUCACUAUAGGUUACAUAUAAAUACUGUACAGGCAAGCCCUGAUGCGCCCAUAUACCACCCCGAUGCCUGAGUGUUCAAAACACCAUGGUAUUCGUUCCAGUGGCUCAGCUAUCGCUCCAUGACUCCCUACUCCCCAGUAUUAUUGCUAUUUCAAAAGCCUUGUCCAUAAUUCAUGAGUGUCUAAUUGUUUGUUUGCUGAAUGGUUUGUUUUGGUAAUGCAGAGCAGCCCUCAGGAUCCCCUAACCCGUUUUCUCCCCAAAACUGCACAUCGGGCUUCGUCUCAAGGGGGCAGCAACGAUUCUCACUGAAAAUGAAAGAGGCAGGAAAAAAAUUGAAAGCUUUUUUUUUUUUUCUAUUUGCAUUUGCAUAGGGAAAUGAGACGCUAAUGCCAGCUUUGAUGUCUUAAAGUCGUUUCUGCGUAGUUGGAGUAGAGGAGGGAGGGCUCGGGCUGGGUGGGUGGGGAGUGGAAGAUCUCUAGCUAAAGUCCCUGACAGACACAGCGUGAUCCUGCACAUUUUCAGCGCAGUAAAAGUCGAGAAACAGCUCACACUAAGGAAGAAAUCUACAGAUGCUCCGUAACCUCCUGCAGCUCACCUCCCCUGCUUUUACUAAGUACCUCCCCUCCCCUACCCCCCUACCCCCUCCUCUUAACUGCUCCCUGUGUUAACACCUGUCACUAACCUUAAACCCUCGCACGUCCAACCCUGGAUCCUCUCGGACUCUCCCUCCAGCUGUUUCAUGAUGGGUUUAAGCCUCGCAGAGUGAACCAGCAGUGAAAAGCUGAUGCGUUUGACCCUCUGGAACACAGACAGGACAGUGAGGUGUCACUUCAACCUUAUGUUGGCUCACAAUCAAAUCAACACACUGCCACAAUAAAUUAAAUAUAGCCCAAAUCUAUCGAUAAAUUCUACACACUCAUUUACUGCCCCUCUUUGUUAUUCUCAGCCGUAUACUGAACAGCGUAUUGGCAUCGUGGAAAAUUUCCUUUCUUGCCAAGAAGUAUAGGAGGAGAUUGAUGCCACUGUCAUUUAAUUAUGUUUGUAUGAUAAAUAUGUAACAAGCCGUUAACUUGAUUUAGAAAGACGUAAAUCAAACAUGUCAGGUAUAAAGCUUUUAAUAGGGAGCUAGAUUUAUGCCACUCUCAUAGCUAUACCAUAAAACAGGGAUGUAAUCUCUUUGAAAACAGACAAAUCAGAGUUUCUGAAGAUAUGUUCAGAUGGCAGACAUCAUAUUUGAAAUAAAGAGUCAGGCUAACUUUUGAUCGGUGUAACACAGACAAAGAGGUGAAGCUCAACAAUUAUCCGUCAACUCUUAUGUUCUCUUUUAUCUGAAUGAAUUCAUGACAAAAAAACUUCAAUUCGCCAAAUAAUAUCCUCAAGUUGUUGUUUUUUUGCACCAGGUUGCAAACAUGUUUAUUUCUAUGGUAAAAAAAAGGGAAUUUUACAUGUUUUAAAUGGACACUUAAGAACUGCUUUUUUCAUUUUUUUUUUUUUGUUCUUCUGCGCUUGCUUCACUUUUAAGCAACAGUUGCUCAUUAAACAGGUCCUUUAACAGGUACCCAGUUAUCUUAGCAAAAUGGCAUAAAACAGAGAGAAACAACUCUUCUGGUAAACACUUACUUAUUGAUCAGCUAACAGGUCUUAUCCUGUGUUCGAGUUACCUUGGAAGUCAGAUGUCGGAGCUGAAAAUGAAGUCACACCUGAGUUACCAGCGUUAUUUUAGCGCUUGCCUUGUCUGAUUAUAACAAGGACAAGGCAAGCACUAAAAUAACUUUCGUAGAUAUAGCCAGCUUGUUUCUGCCUCCUAUUUUGCUUUUUUCCGACUUGGUAACUGAAACGCUGGUAACUUGGAUGUGACGUCAUUUUCAGCUUCAACAUCUGACUUCCGAGGUAACUCAAACGCAGCAUAAAUUAAGCUACAUUUAGCUAUGAUACCAACAUUAAAAUGGUUUUUCAUCUUCUCCUUUAAGUCUAGGCAAGAAAGCAAAGAUUUUCCUAAAUGCCUAACUUCUUUGAAACUCAGAAAAGAAAAGUGUAGCUGAACGAUAAGGAUAAUGUAAACGUUUGGGGUCUCGCCUCUCUAUAGGACAACCACAGAACCUUAAGCGCAGUCUUAGUUCCUGACACUCAUACUCUGUGACACACUCUUUCCAUAGGCAGUGCAUGCUGUUAGUGCUUUGGCUUCAGUUGCAGAAUAACAUGUUGAGUUCUAAUGGGUGACUGAUUUGUGAGAGUAUGUCUCAAAACUAGCGCAAGUGUGCACAUGAAGGUGUGUGCGAGUGCAUGUGUGUGUGUGUGUUUGUAUAAUGUUUUGUUGUACUUUCUAUUUCCCCACUAUGCUGCUCCAUAGGGAUACCAUGUGAGUCCUCGUUCUCUAGCCGUGGAAAACAAAAGAACAACUUAUCAUUUUGCACUGAGCUGGCGCCACUACUGCCCCUUAGUGGGGUUUGAGGGUGGGGUGGCAUUCGGGGGGAAGGGGCGACCCCUCUGAAACAAUUAACCAUUGAUUAUUUACACACUUAGCAUGACAAAGAAGGAGUAGGUAGGCCCUGGAGUUGGCAUGUAAGUGGCACCACCCUUCUGCUGAGAAAACAGGCUUUUAGUGGCUGUAAGAGCACAGCAGACACCAAUGGUGGGAGCAGCACUUUGAAGCAAGCGUCUCUUUGCUAACUUAUUGUGAGUUAGGCUGAUAGGAGCUGGAGGAGGAGAUGGAGGAGGUGGAGGAGGAGGAGGAGGAAGAGGAGGAGGGGGAAAUUGAUGCUAAAAUGGAGCAGCUCCUUCAAGUCACCUUCAUGAACGAGCCAGAGGGCAAUUUGUCUUUUCUCAUACUUUCUCUCUAUCCUUAUGCAAUUGUUAUAGAUCCAUAUUACACAAAAAGUCUCUUUCGCAGCAACUCCAAAGAUUUGUCAAGAAGCAAAAGCCUUUCUGUUCUUUGUGUUCACACAUUACCAUCCCAUUAUGUGUCUCCCUUCACCAAAUUAAUUGAACAGUGGUGUAAUGGUUUGCCUCAGACUUUUGUUGCUUCUACCUCGAAGAAUCUUCUCUGGCUGUCAAGACGGUUUGUCUAAGUAAGUCUGAGUGUGGAAAAAGAGGACAAAUAGCAAGUAAGACUGCGUGCUCCGGGAUGUAAUAUUGGUCUAGGAAGGAACUGUAUAUAUGAGUAGUCUUACCCAAGAACUGAGAGCAUCACUUUCCAUCGUUGCACUGAUUUCUGGGAAUAAUGUAGUGCUGCUAGUUUUUGUUUACACUCAUGAACUGAAUGUCCUCAUCCCCCUUCGUCCCCUCCUCUGGUAAACAUCAAAACAGCAUGCAGGUUUUCAUGUUUACUGUAAAUCCCAUCAUUUGAAGCAAAAGAGAUUAAGAUUAAAAAGAGGGAUAAAGAAGAGGCGCUUGUUUCCCAAAGUGCUGUAUGUUACUUUCCUAUCUCCUGUUAAAUGCGCUGUUACACUGUCACAUUGACACGCUCCUGAGCCAAUCAAAGGGCAGUGCGGUGUGAGAUUGGACGAGCACGGAGUCUACCUGGAAAAUGCCUAGAUGGGGGGAAUGAAAGACACACAAGCAGGGAGAGGGCAGAGAGGGGUGGAGGUGUGGAGAAAGAAGUGGAGAUGUGAGGAAUGCUAAUGUUACAGUAGAUGGAUUUAACGCCGGUCACUGGCCCUGUUUCUCUAUGUUCUUGAUACGGCCCAUCUUCAGAGGUAACCUACCUCAACUAAGCUCCUUAACUAAGCUCCUUUGGCUUCUCUCUCACCACCACUCGACUCCCUCCCUUUCUCUUACUCCUGACUGAUCCUUUGCAGAUCUCUUACUGUAACCCAUCUAAUGUGGCAUGCUUUGCAGUCUUUCCUCAUCUCUCCCCACUACUGAUUCCCCGUCCCUUUGCCUUCCCUGAUCCAUAACAAGCAGGCCUAAUCUCUCACUUACACACUUUGCAUGUAUGCCAUGCCUGCCUCCCUGGUUCCUCGAUCCUUUUUCUCUUUUACCUGUUAUCUGACUCUCUUCCUUCCCUCUUCUAACUCUGUUAUCUGUAACAAAAAGCUCUAUGCUGAGGUGAUGUGAGACUGCUGUUUCUCACCUCGCGUUCUCUGGUGAGGACCCACAGGCUGAGUUAAAGACAAGCUCACAGAAAGUUUAGCUGACUUUCCCUCUGAGUGCAGCGUCGGAUUAUCAGUCUUGAGUUACUAGUCGGGUACACCUACACCGAAGGUCUGACAUCCAGAUUGUGUCAUCGCUUAACCACAAGAUACAAACAGUGCCAGCCAAGAACAGACUGUCCGAAUGUCCGACUCGGUAAACACACACCGGUGUAACCUGAACUUUCUCACACCAACCACAGGUUUACAUGAAAUAUUUAGCUGGAUUUUACAACUCGACAAGAAACAACUCUGAUCCAUGAUGCGAAUUUAACAGAGAAGGAGGGUCCUUUCAGAUUGUGGGUUUAGACUUUAAUCAGGACUGAGAGAAAAGGUGAUGAAAAGUCCCCUCUUGCUCUCUUUAGUAGUCGAUGGACACAACCUUGAUAUUUUAACCUUUUUUUUUGCAAUAGCAGCAGAAAUCUUGGGUACACUCAUUAAAAAAAGACUGAUUCAAAGUCAAGACGAUGCAACAAACUUGAUAAAGUAAAUUGUACACUUCGUUUUGCAUUUUCUGAGCAUCUAAUCCACACUUCCAUUAAUCUGAGUCAUUCACAAGAUUAUUUCUACAACAAGCAUCUCCUCUGCAAAGACAGAUGGAUUUUAUGCAAAUUGUCCCAACCUCAAGGACAGGUGGAUAUUCCACGCUUUGAUGACUUGAUCUGAUAAAGUGUUUUUAAUACGAUGCACGCUCUGCAGGCAUAUUAUUGAUCGCAGACUAUGGCAAAGUCAUAUACAAAGCAUGAUUGCAUAACAGAGAAUGUGGAAGCUAUUAUCAGGAUCUGAACUAAAGAUCACGAGCUGGACCGGUGCCUUUCUUUGUUCCAGGAGAGAUAGUGGUAGCUUGUAGUCAAAGGUUCCCUCCGAUGAUUUGCUUUUUUGCUUUUUCUUUGGCUCUGAAAGUGAAAGACAUCAAGAUUCAGGCCAAAUAACUUCACUCCUUCAGUUGGACUGUUCUGUCAAUGAGUGUACUGUAAAAAUAUUCACCUUCUUCAAAGACAAACAGACAUUGGUGCCUGUGUCUUAUCAGUUUAGGGGAAUAAAACCUCUUAGGUAGCUGCAGACCUGAAUGUAUGAACUAACACAAUCACUUGUCCUGCAGUUUCCUGUGUACUAAAGUGAUUUCAGGCAUCAGUCUGAUAUUCCUAUUAACAUCCCGUCUCUGAACUAGUCUCAGUACUGAUCCACAUGUUCUCUAGAAUUUUUUUCAUGUGAGGUUUUAUAAAUUACAGACACAGAACAAGUUUAAACUUUCAGCAAACUGCCAGUAAAAAUCUGUAGGAGCAGAUUGAAGCAUCUGAUGUAGAGGUUUAGUGAUCAAACUUUUUAGUAGUACAUCCCUGAAAUCCUAGAAAUGCAUCCCCAUACCUCAAGUCAACUCUUUCAUCUCUUAGUACAAUACAGUUUUGAUGGAGCGCCAAAUGCAUCGUCUUGGGAUCAGCAGUUCUGUAGUUUAGGAGCACAUCAACAAGAGCGUCACUUUUUAAGCCUGGGCCCAAAUGAACGAAUCAUUUCUACUUUAAGUUUCAAAUGCCUCUCUAAUGCAAUCCAACGGUCUCAUUCACAGUUUUUGUAUCAGACUAAACACAAUCUUCUCAUAGUAGGAGAGUAGUAUGAUGCCAGUGUUUUCCACACAUAGACAAUACCUGGGCAGACCUCCCAAGUAUAUUUUUGGCCUCUAAAGUAUAAUCUCAACCAUUUUUUUUUCAAAUCAGUCUAGACCAUCGACUGUAUAGAGAAUGGACGCCGUCUGCCUCCUCGCUGGGUGAGCCAACCCCAAGAACAGCACCCUCUGGUGACGGGCUGCAGUAUAGGUCAUAAAUCCCACCUCCGUCAGCCAUCCCUAUGGAGCUGUGGACAAACUUUAGAAAUUCAUUGCACAGAAUAUAAGUGUUACUCCCCCUGCUUGAGAUGUUGACAUGUAGUUACUGUAAGACUGGUUUGUGUUCAAGUCCUCUUUUGUGUGUUUAGCUCCAUUUUUAAAAGUUAUAAGGGGUUCAUGUUUUCUAUAGUUGACACUUGAUACAGCCAAUAGGCGUACGAAGAUUGCGUAGCUCACCCGGGGGAUACGCUGUUUGAGCCGAGCGUCAUCACAGUGACUCUCCGCGACUCUCCCGCCGAAUGCGUAUGUUGCUACUGCGCAAUGUUGGUUUAGGGAAGUGGAGAAAAAUCGGGGAAAUACCGAGAGCUUUCCAGCUUCAAAUCCGUUCACUAGCAGAAGGAGGAACCAAGUUGUCCAUAGUAUAUACAGUCUAUGGUCUGGACCCAUUUACUAUUUAUAGGAUGCAGUCAAACUAUAGCUAAGAUCACAAGUUUUUCACACUGUGCAAAGGGGUACACCAAAAAAGAUGACAACUGCCGCUGACACUGAAACUGACAAAAUAAAGGAUCCGUCUCACUGUAUCAUACAGAGAAAACCAAACUGUCGGACAUCAUGCCUCCAUCCACAACAGAGUUUUAAAAACAUACCCUUUGAGUAGUCAUUAGAAAUGUGGGUAGAGAUUGGUAGGACAACAGGUUUUAAUGAGCAAUUUCUUCCUUAAAGCCAAACUUGGUGUCGUGGGCUGAAAAGCAGGUAUUUUCUGUGUUGUGUUGAGUGUACUGGGAAGACUGGGAAUAUAGUUGAAAGGCUUAGGUCUGCUUAGUUGUCAGAGAAGGUUGAGUGGUGUUGGUGUUGGUGUUUCAAAGUUUGUUUUGUCCCUUGAAGAUUGGAUUUCUGGAGCUUGUAGCCAAAUAAACUUGAACUGUUGUAUAAAGAAAUCUCUUUUUUAUGAAUUACACAGGGAUUAUUGUGAGCUUGUUUCCAGUUUAAGAAACAGGGCCUACUGGGAUAGCAGAAGUCAUGGUGGACUUUUUUUGGACAUGUUUCUAGCCAAACUCAAAGACACCUCUGUUAUAGAAUACUCGGUAUCUGAUGACCCCCAGAUACAUGACCACAUUCCUUUUCUGAAAAUUUGAGAUUAAGAACUUUUCUGUCUGGUGGGUUUGUAGAUUAAGAUGGAAUAAAAAAGGGUUUGGCAUGAAAAAAGUGACCCAAAGUCCUUCGCUUAAAAAUUAGGGUUUGCAGGAAUAGUAGUCACUGUGCGGGGAAGGGCUCGUGGUAGCUUGUGUCUUUUGAUGUAUUUUCUUGUAUCGGGGUAACCUGCAAGGAAUCUCAUUAAAUAUUCCACCCUCUGUGAAAGUCUUUAUACAACAUCUUUGAAAUGGAUGAAAUUCACGAACACACAAGAUCAAUUCUGGCAGUGGAAGCCUGGAGUCUGCCUCGCUGCAAUAUCUGCAAGUCAGCAAACCUGGGCAGCUUCUUACUUUCAGAUUCAUUGCUUAGUUGCUCGACAGAAAUACAUAAUGUUCAGUUUAUUAAUGCAUUAAUGCAAUCAUAUUGCCAUUGGUGCAACACAAUCAUUUCACUCCCUGUAACAAAUAUACCCUAGACGGAACAGGAUGUGAUGCAUGGCUCAUUAAAUCUUACUUUAUCAAAAACUGAUGGUUAAUUUCUGCAACACAGAAAGCCUUUGUUGGGUUCAUGUUUCAUGUUGAAUAGCUUAAGUAUUAGGUUGGUUAGUUAGGUGACGCUCUUAGCAUGUCAGAUCUUGAUGUUUGAUUAUUAGAUGAGUGGUCUUUGUGACGCAGGCUCCUUCAUAACUCAAGUGUGUUUAAGAACUCGAUCAUACUCUACUUGUGUUUUUGUUAACAGCGUGUGUUUUGCCUUCAGAGGCUAAUUGAAUAUGCUUGAGAGAAAUAUUAUUGUCCAUAAAGUUUCACCACAUUAUAAAGUGAUGAUUUGAGCAAAAUUCUUACAUGAGCACGCUAAUAAUGGCAAUGCUUCCACGGCAACAUUUCGCAUUACUGUGUCAUCAUUUUUGGCAUGUUGUUUAUUUUGCAUGGCGCCACACUAACACUUGCUCACAAAGCUUUUGGAAGAGUAAUUACUUUAGUUCUGGUUGUGAUGCUGGAGAUAGAAUGACAAUUUCCUUUGGAUUUUGUGUUUAAGAUGCUGCCAGUAUUUUUUGUUUUGUUUGUUUUGAAAGUAUUGUUUUUCUGGUUUUAUUUAGAAAGGAUUGGAGAGUGAAUAGAACAGGAAAUCAGAAAAGAGAUAAAGAGGAAUGACAGGAAAGGAGCCAUAGGCGUGUAUCAAACUAAGGCCACCCACUCAAGAACAAUAGGAUUUGUACAUGGGGUGUGCUACUGGAUGACUAGGCUAAACCAGUGCCUGCUAGUGUAGUUCCUUGGCAUUCUUACAGUUUAUGCUAUUAUUACAGUCGAAUUUUGAUUAAAUGUUUUUUUUAAAACUUCAGUCUGUUGAGACCUAUAUUUCAUGAAUGGACAUUUUUGCUUUAGCUUUUUUUGCAACCUUGCAAACCCUGUGAAAUGCUCAUCAUAUAAUUGCUAUAGACCACUUGGAGUGCCGCUCCUGCUGCCGGCUUGCUUGCUCUGCACAUUGGCUGCGUUGUAAAAACACUGUUACAUUUGCAGUUUUUUUAAUUGGGUCAUCAUCACUUUGAGUUUAAUCUGCUCAUGUUUACUGCAACUAACACUCUCCCCAAGGAGCACUGCAACAUAUUUGUCCCAAAGUAUAUCUCAGGCGGUGCUUAAAUUCAUUAAGAUCAACAAGACUGGAACUUGUUGAUUUUUUUAUUACUUAUUUUUGUUGAUGCGAAACCAAAAUUCAUAAAGAUGAAGGGAAGUGCUGAUGUCAUUGGCAGGCGAAGGCUGUAGAAUAAAAAGCAGCAACUUUUGACUGUGGAGGAGGUCAUUACAUGACUGUGGCAGCUGAAUACAGAGGAAGACAGAAAUAUACACAAUCAGGUUUUGCAUACAGAAUUUUUGGUCAUGGGGUAUCACAGGGACAGAGGCAGUACGUUUUUGUGUGUUUGUUUGUGUGUUUGUGUGUGUGUUCUGGCUGAGGCAUGUGUGUGUGGCUCUCACAUUUGAUCCAUCAUUAUGAGUCUGUUUGUUCAGAGGUUGUAUUGUCAACUUUGUAUUUAUGCCUGUCAUAUGCUCAUCUUUACUCACUGGCAGCUGACAUUAAAUGUCUAGAAAUUACUCGUGUUUGAACAUAAACACAAAACAUCAGUGGUGCUGAAUUUCACUUGUUUGUAGAUUGUCGUCUAUUUAGAGAAGAAAUCAACUAGGAGGAAAAUUCAUAGAGGCUACUGGAAUCUAUUUUUGGCCUGAUCAGUUGUCUAUGAGCCAUAUAGAUGCUACUUCAAGUAUAUUGUGGAUUUGACUCUGUACUCCCUCCUCUUAACCACGAAGAAGCAAAGAUUUAGAGCUCAUUUGGAUGUAAAUUAAAGUAUUAUUUCUCUGGAUAAAAAGCAUCAUCUCCGAAAUAUUCCAGUAAGUGAUUCCUGGAGAAUGCUUUCGCUGCAGAGUGUCUGUCAGGGAGGAUUUUACAGCGGGGGAUAAAACUGUCUGCUCCGGACACUAUAUACCUCUUGUCCUGGAAUAGGUUGAAAGUGGUGCCAGCUCUUCUCCAUGCUAUUUCAAAACUUGACACAGUAUAUUGAGAGCCUUAAAAUGCUAUCGAUUAGCUCCCCGUUCUCUCAGCCUCUGUCUCUAUUCCCCUAUGGCUGUCUUCUGCUCUUUUCCAGCGCUGAGAAUUAUCAAAAUAAGUGUGCGUCGGGGAUAUAGUGCCACAUCUACAAUUAGGAAAACAGAUCAUAAAAAGGAAGUAUCUGUAAAAGAUUUCAUUGCUGAAAAAACGAUGCCUUCUGCAUUUUUGUCAGGCAUAUUUAUGAGGAUUUUACAACAGAGGGGAGGCCAGUGGUAUAGAUUAUAGAAGGGUGCCAAAAGGUGCAGUACAUCCCUGCCUGCCUGCCUUGAAGACAUGACUCACUCUCCGCAAACCUUGAUGACAAGAUGAAUGAAAUUAACAUACUAGUCACUUGUAAUUACAAUAUUUAUCUAGCUGAUCAAGUUUAGCCCCCUGGCAGCUAUCAAAGGGCAGCUGCUGCAGUGUUGGGAUGCAGGUAAAAGAGACAGGGGUGUCAAAUUCAAUGAGCUUCUUCCUUUGUUACUCAUCCAAUCCUGCUCUGCUGUUUACAAAUGAAGGCCUGUCCGAGAAGACGUACGAUCCCCCCCUCCACCUGACAGUGCUGCAGUAUCUGUCACAGGUGGUUUUCAUCUCGAAAAAAGAAGCCCAGGUUUUUCCCCAUCGCUCCCCGCCCCCCGCUCUCAAUAUACUGGCUUUGAAACAUGCAUGAUGCAGACAUCUUCUUUCCUGCAUGGUGUUAUACAGACUGCUUCUCUGCAUGUCAUUAAAGAGGCUUGAAUCCCACAAAACGCACACUUUUUGUCACAGGAAAAAGAAGUGCUCAUAGCUAUUUUUCCCACUGAGGUUGAGCAUGAAUAGAAAUUUUGAGAGUGAGACUUUUAAGAACUGCAGAAGGCAUGAUUAGUCGACUUAUGAUAUUCAAUGACAAUGAACUGUCUUGGAGGAAGAGGAGGAGGAGGAGGAGUUUGCAUUUGUGCUUCUACAAAUCAGUUUUUUUGGAAAGAAAGUGAAGAAAAUUCCUCAUUUAGUCAAUAAGUUUGGUCACUGCUAAGUAGCUGUAAGUCUCAGGCUAUUAACGAUUGGCCCAGUCAGAGCUCCCUUUGGAAAAAGCGCUAACAAAAUCCCAAGAAAUAAGCCUCUGUCUGUGUUGUCUUAUCAAAAGAAUCCUUGCAAGAUGUUGUCUCAAAGUGUCUAAUGAAUCUUUGAUUUUAACUCCAAAAUUAAAUCUUAUCUGAUCUCCUCCUAGACAGCCCAUUGGGAAUAAUGAGGCGAGCUGAAUGGGGGUGGGUGGAUGAGGCAGAUUCGCCUCUGUGAUGGACUUUUUGUUUUUGUCUAAAAAGGUAUGGGAAUGUCAUCAUCAAUCCAGCUUUGUAGUGUGUGUGUUUUAAAUAUUUUUGCAUAAGCACUGUGGGACUUUGGACUGUCAAUUCAAGCAUGGCUGUCAGCUAUUUUCAGCAAACAUGUUUGAAGUGAUGAUUUGCAUUGCCAGACCUUUUUUUUUUUAAGGGGGCCUGAAAGAAUAAACUCAAUGGAGGAGGAUUUACAGCAAACUGUGGCCAAUAAGCCAAUUGUUAGUUUGAUUUAAAGCAGCAUUUUUGGAUGUUUGGAUAUUCCAUUUGUCGGACUGUCAUAUUAAAAUCUAGUUUGGCCUGGGGUACUCGGUCACUCACAGCGAUGUGGUCCAUCUCUUUGUCCUGGAAAUAUGUUGUCUAAAAAUGUUAUUUCUAUGCAAAUGUGCAGAAAGACUUACUGAUUUGGCCUUUUUUUAAAUCACUGUCCUCUCACUAAAGGGUUAAUUUGUAUACUAACGGACACUGAACAUGAUGCUCAGUGGUUUCGCUGUCUCAGUUUGAAAUCAUCCCAUCAAUUUCCUUAAAAAAAACUGACACUAUUUGCUUUGUUCUGCCUCCAUGUCAGUCUAAGUUUCCCUCCCAUUAAACAUUUUCCUCCAUUAAACUGUCUCCAAACAAAAUAAAAGUAGAAUUGAAUUACAGGGUCUCUUGCAAAUCCAUUGCAAUAACUUAAUUUCUGUUCUGUAGAAUUGACAUUUAUCCGACUGGCUUUACAAAACCAGUUUAAAACCAUGUGUCAUGAUUUUCCUCCUCCUCCUCCUACUCCUCCUCAAUUUUCUCCACCUCCACCUUCUCCACCCACCACCCCUGUUUGGUUCACAAAGCUCCACGUCAUCUUCCAGCAUGCUCACCUUCAAGAAGCUGUGUGCAGUUUUACUGACUGUGUGUAUCCUGCCUCUGCUUCUCUUCAUCACUUCAGGUAUCAUGACAAACAGGGAGUGACCAGUAACUUCCUGGGAGCCAUGUGGCUCAUCUCGAUCACCUUCCUCUCCAUCGGCUACGGGGACAUGGUACCAAACACGUACUGCGGGAAGGGCGUGUGCCUGCUUACAGGGAUAAUGGUGGGUUACUUUGUGCUAAAAAUACAUCAGAUGACGUUCUCAUAGGACAACUCUGACUGCCAUCAUUAUCUAAAACAUGUUUGAUAUUUAUCUUGUUGCUUAUUAACUUUAAACAAAAGUUCAUGCGAGUUGGUAACAGAUUAUCUUUGAACCAGGUGUUUGAACUGAAACUAUUUACCGAAUGUUGCCGUGUUGUCUGUCUUCAUCUUUGUGCUGCAGGGAGCUGGUUGCACUGCUCUGGUGGUCGCAGUGGUGGCCAGGAAACUGGAGCUGACCAAGGCUGAGAAGCAUGUCCACAACUUCAUGAUGGACACACAACUCUGCAAACGAGUGAGUCACAGCCGACAACAGUGUGCUGAGCUAAAGCUAUUUUACUGUAUGGCGCUGUUUCAUAAAACAGCAUAGUUCAAAUAUGUUGAUUAGUGAACUCUUUUAUUCUGAAGGCCAGAGUGUAACAUGAAUGGAUGAACAGUUAAAGACUGCACUAAAAUGACUUAAACUCAAUUAAACUAGACUACUCACACUGACACUGAGGCUAAAAUGGGAGGUCAGACAGAAGGUCAAACAAACCCACAAAGAAGAAAAUGUACUAAAAAAAGCCUUUUCAUUUCAUCAGUUGGUUUUUAGAUUUAUCCGACAAUCUGAUCACCGGUUUGAACUCUGUUUGUUCAAUGGACUUGAUCAUUUACUGUCAGCUUUUGAUUGCUUCUUGCUGAGAACCAAUCUGUGUGGUUUUAUUUUUCCAUAUAUAUUCAUUCCCUGAAAUUAUUGAAGCUAAUUAAUCACACAAUGUAACUUUUUGUUAGUCUGACUACCCUUUAAAAAGUAAACCUUGGUUUGAAACAGUGCCCAACAUAUGCAGAUUCCUCUGGCUUUUUUUUGUCAAAUAGUUAAACUUUCCACAGUUUAUCUAAUCAGGGAUGACUAAAACAACCAAUUAAUAAGUCUCAAUUGUCUGUCUCAACCUUGAUUUACAGGUAAAGAACACAGCUGCCAAUGUACUCAGGGAAACAUGGCUCAUCUACAAACACACUAAGUUGGUCAAGAAGAUAGAUCACGCCAAGGUGCGGAAACACCAGCGCAAGUUUCUCCAAGCCAUUCACCAGUAAGUCCUGCUUCACUUGUAUUUCUGACAGAAAUAUGAGGGUGGAAACUCGAUUAAACUUAAACACCAGUGUGAUAAUGAAAAACAGGUCUGACACUGUAUCUGACUCACUAAUUUGUCAGUUUAAUCAGACUGGACAGUAGACUACAAAACUACAAAUAUACGCCCCAAUUUUUUGCCUCCCCUAUCAGUGUCUCACAUUAACCAACUUGUUCCCCAUUUUGGUGCUGAGAUGAAAACAUCUCAAGUUUAAAGUUUUAGGUCUUGUCACCUUUGAUUUUCACUUUGUUUUCCACCAGAUGAGGAUUAAAUCAUUGAAUACUGAUCAAUAAAAACAACAAGCUAAGCUUAUGCUGCGUUCGAGUUGACUCAGAAGUCAGAUGUCUGAGCUGAAAAUGACGUCACACCAAGUUACCAGCGUUUCAGUUACCAAGUCGGAAAAAAAAAACAAAAUUGGAGGCGGAAACAAGAUGGGUGUAGCUACCAAAGUUAUUUUAGCCCUUGCCUAGUCCUUGCUUAUAUUUGGACAAGGCAAGCGCUAAAAUAACUUUUGUAGAUGUAGCCAUCUUGUUUCCGCCUCCAAUUUUACCUUCUUCUUACUUGGUAACUGAAACGCUGGUAACUUGGGUGUGGCGUCAGUCCAAGCUCGGACUUCUGACUUCCAAUGCAACUCAAACGCAGCAUGAGGCUAGCUACAGCUAAGCUAGUUGGACUCAAAGAGCAUGGAAGUGAUGAUUAUUGUUCAACUUAUUAUUUAAAUUUUCUAGAUUAAACUUCUUGGCAAUAUUUGGUGAACUUUCUUUCAAGAAUCCUAACCCCCCCCCCCCCACCCAAAGCUAAGCACAAACAGAAAAAACAGUUACAUCGUAGCUUAAACCUCAGAUUCUGUUUUUUAUCAUGACUUUGUCUUGCUCAGUAUUUUUAUGGUAUUAAAUCAUGGGGUCCGUGUAUUUUAGGUCGGACAGGACUUCUUUAGUUGAGUGACACUAGAUUAGAUCCUGAUCAAAGUUCCUCACCCUUCUCUGCAUUUCCAUUAAUAAAGCUCAAACGUCUUAAGAUUCUACUGACAAAAUGUGAGUCAACGGAGGGAGUUUUCUUCAACUGACUUGAAUCAUUAACUCUUCAGGGCAAGUCCUAUGAAUGAUACUCAGUCCAUGUGAUAGACUGUUUCAGAUGUGUUGUUUAUAUUGCUGAUAAACUGAUGAAAUGAGAAUCUUUGGUAUAAUCAGUCCAGCUUGUGAUUACAGUAUAUCCUCUUCUAGACUACAGGUGACUCUGAUUUUGUUCAGCCUACACACGUAAACUCUUACACUUCCACACAUGUAUACACAAACAAACAAACACAUAAACUCUCACUGCAAUCUAGUGUAAUGAUCCUUCCUCCCCCUUCCCCCUCCCCCUCUCCCUCCGACCCCCCCUCCCCCCUUUUGACCCCGUGCUUACAGUGACAAGUGUAAUGGUUUCACUCGUUUCGUGAAUGUUGUGGGGUUAAAACUCUGUACUGUGUUCUGUCUUUGUUUUGCUCUAUCACCGCAGAGCUCAGAAGUAAGUUGAGUCUUCUAUGUAUCCUCCUCCUACUGUUUCCUCAACAUCCUUCCUCCUCCUCCUCCUCCUCUUCAUGUCUACGUUUGACAUGCAUGAAAAAGCGUUUAUUAAAAAAAAAAAAAGAGAGAGAGAGAAAAAACUCUGGAUGCUGGAUUGUUUUUGGUUUUUCUUUUACUUAAGUGUUUCCAUCGACUCCCCUCUCCCUCCCAUCCUCCCUUUGAAUGGAAUGAGACUAAAAAUAAGCAUCAACAUUUUGCCACCGGUGUCACUAGUGGAGGGUUUGUUUGGAGAGAACGUGUGAAAGGAAAAGCAUCCUGCACAGAAUGAGCUUGGAGCUUGUAUGGCCUUGCCAGAGGUUCAUAAUCAUCUACAAUGUACUGCACAGUGUUGCCCAUGAUUAAUAUAGCUGCUCUGGAGGCUAUAUUAACCUCAUCUUACACUCCCGAUGGUUUUGUGAUGACAUGAACACACUAAGACUUUGCUAUUGUCAUGUUUGGGUCUAAAUGUUUCCUCUUAUAUCAGCAAACAACAGCCAAACAGUUUCCUCAGAAAUUCAUGAUCGCAGCAGUCGACGCAAGUUUACCCAACUAUGUCCAACAACUACAGCUGCCUACGAAUGUGUCACUCACCUGGCUACCCCAUGAUCUGCUUAUAGCACUGAAUAUCUGAAGAAUACAGGAAGUAAAAAGGGUUAUUUAUUUUAUUGAUGUAUUUAUUUAUUCCCCACUUUGAUGGGUUAGCUUGAGAGAGAUUAGAAAUGUGUGAGGUGGGUGAAGGAAGACAACAUGUACCAAAUUCUGCUGAGACCUCGGGCUCUAUUUUCAUGUCUGUCGGUUGCGGACCCCGGGCAGUUGUAUUUUCGUCUGGCGGAGCCCGGCGUACAGCCAGUUUGGUAUUUUCGUGGACUGAGGCGCACCGAGGUCCGCCAAGCUGGGCGUGGUGGCGUGGCGUCGACAGAAUCAGCUGGCGCAGUGACAUUUUCGUGCUCGGCACCGGCGUAUAAAGUGCGCUGAAAGCUCGCCAAUUCAAACCUGGUCAGCUUUCAGCGCAAGCGGAGCGCAGCUGGUCUAGUAGUAUUUUGGUAGACCGGCGGCGUAUCGGCAUACGUCACCGAUGCCUCACCGGCAGGUUUCCACAGUGUCAGGCACAUUUCAGUGCAAUAAAUAAUCAUCAACAACUAUUAGUCUGAGUCAGCACAUACAUUUAGAUCUAUAUCAAUAUAUUCUGAUCUAUAUCUGAUCUGAUGAGCGCGUUUGGCACGCGUUUAGACACACGACCUGACCGAAUCAACACAGCUGAAACCGCAUCAAAUUAAAUUAAAUAUCUAGUAAAUAAACACACAUGAUGAAGUUAACAAGAUAUUCAAUUCGUCUCCCUCCUUUUCCUUCUUCCUCUUCCUCUUAUUCCUCGCGCAGCUUGAUCUGGACAUGUCUCUGUGUCCUCUCCUCGUCCUGCUGCAGCUGCUGCUGCGGCGGCUGAACAGAUGAUUUGUUUCAGUGCUCAGAUGAGUUAUUUACUUUAAGCCGACAUACGAAUAACAUAAUAUUCAGUUUUGUGAGUCAAAUUUAUUUUAUAUGCAAACAUCUAUGAAAGAAAGAGCCAGGCCACGGAGUGCGACGCGUCAUUUACACACAGAUGGUUCAGAUUGUAAUGCCAUUUUUAAAGUUUAUGUUGUGAUCUGUGCGCUCAACCCACCUUUGUCACGUGAGGGUCUUUAUUUGUGGAAAAGGGUGUUUGUCUUACCAGUGGCUCCAACAUUACUCACACCAAAUCCAUCUGUGCUCAUAUGAGACAGUGUGGAGGACGCCCAAUGCAGCGCUUACAGCAACAUUUGUUGAGGGGCUGCCUUCUGUCGCCAUCGUGUGGCAUUGCUGUCUUCAGACAUCUCUUGAUCUAUUUGACUACUUCACGAAAAUAGUAAUACGCCUCGCCGGUGGCAAGGAGAGGAGCUUAUGUUAUUGGUGAAAACUGGUCUUGGCUGUGUUAAACCGACUCCACGCCCUCUCUCCUCCCUCGCUACGACUAAUGCUGCUGGGAGGAGCUGAGUUAGGGAGGGGGGAUACUUACGCCGGGCUGCUCUGCUCACCAAAAUACCAAAUUGUGCUUGGAAACGCCUUGUCGGCGCGACGGACCUGACUUAUGCCGCGCAUGCACUGCGUCGCCGGCGAGGCACGAAAAUAGAGCCCCCAAAGUCUACAACCAGCAGAUCCUCCAACCAAGCCCAACUGGUGCCCCAUAUAAAAUAUUUAUUAAGUGAAUAGAUCUUCAAUUAAAAAUAAUUGUCACACUUUUUAAUGAUUUUUAAACAGUCUUUAUUGAAUAGACCACACUCCUUGUAAUAUUAUUUACAAUUACACCAAGAUCCAGACAAUUUAAUAUCCAGUCUUAUCCUAUCUCAAUACAACAUAAACAAAGCACUUUGCAGCAUUCACGGCAAGAGAAAGCUUCCUUUAGCAGGUAGAACUCUUGAGCAGAACCAGACCCACGUUAGAAAGUCAUCUCCCAUGACCGUGUUGACUUGGAAAAGAAGAUGUAGGGAGAUUCAGAAAAGACAUAAAAACAACUAAAGCAACCAGUGUCUGAGGCUAUUAGGAGAUUGUUAGUAAUUUUCAGCUCUGAAGUCUCCUAUUUAUAGCGGUCUCAAACACUGACAGAAAAUCCUGAGCAGGAGGUGGGCCUCAAAACCUAUACUGCAGUCAGUCACCAGGGGGAGCUCUGGAUAUUUUGACUUCACUUUUCAGAUGUAGUUUGGUCAUCUAUUUUGUUUUGUACAGUCUUGGCUUUAGUAACCAUUGAAACAGAAAUUUCAACAUCUACUACAAGCUGUCAGCCAAGACUUUACUUCACUAUACUGUACAUGCGUAACUAAAGCUGAACACUCAGGGCCUUCACUCAGCUGACACUUCCCAUUAGUUACCAGAAUCAUCAAGUACUAGGAUAACUUUCGGCAGACGAUAUUAAUAAACUCACUUAAAAGCCGCCUUGACUAAAAAACUGUGAUGGUAAAAAGACACACCUUACCAGGUGCAGCUGUUUAUCUUUAAAUAAAGCAUGUUUUUGGCAGGGCAAACUAUUUUUAAGUAUUUAUGUAUUACAGCGAUGAUAUGGUUUUAAUAAAUGCUUCAGAACUGCAUUAUUCUUUAAACUGCUUCAGAAUCAGGCAUUCAAUGCCACAACAAUCAAGGAAAGCCCACAGAUUCGUAGAGAAGGUGUAAACACAAUACAGUUGGUUGACAUUUCGUACAAUACAUUUGUACCCCUAAUGUGUCAUACUAAUAAGUCGCGCUUGUAGCAUUUGGCCCCCAUUCUUGGACAGCCAUAAGGGACGACAAAGCCGAGCAAACAGACACAUACGGGCUGAAACGGCUUCACGCAGAGAUAGAGCCGUAAGCGAGCAGUCUCACUCUGCUCUGAUAUACUGAUUUGCACAUGAAUAAAUGCCCUUGAAUGUCAUCCUGUCUCAUAAUUUGCCGAACAGGGAACUUCUUCCUCUCAAACAUCCAGAUGAUGGCUGUGUGAUGCCACCGCUAACAAUGACACAUUAUUCACAUCAGCGUAAGCAGCUCUGGCGUUGCCAUAAUGUAUUUGAUUAGAGAUAAAGAGGCACAAAGGCAUCACAAAACAUGUCUCAUGUAUCACUACGCAAGUUAUUUCAAAUGUCUAUGUUGCUGUAUGUGCAGCAGUGUCAUCAGACAAUUUAUUUAUGGCAUCUUUUAUCUGUGGCAUCCUCUCACACACAUACACACAUCCCAGCCCAUGAGCAUACACACAAACACAUACCCAACACACACACACAAAAUCCAGCGUUUCAUUGUGCACAGUCACUCACAGUCACUGCACGCUUACUGAAUGACCAGUGUGUUUAUAUGAAGUCCUGCCACUGAUAAAGGGCAUGUCAUCUUUUUCCUUUUUCAACAUCUUAAUUUUGAGUGGAGACUAAUGGGAAUGUUUUGAUUUGAAACAUGAAUUUGAAGGAGUUAUUUUCUGGAAGCAUAUUGCAUUCUAGCUGGAAAAACUUGUCUUCGUAAUGUAAAUGGUUUGUGUAAUCUGGCAUGUGUCACAUUUUGAAUCUUUAUUCUUAAAAAAUGGUUAAAACAAGUCUCAAGGCUCUGUUGAGUCGCAGUGAAAGUACUGCAGUAAAAAUGCUACUUCAACACUUAAUGUCAAAAAGAAGAAAAGAGUUCAGUAAGACAAGAUCACACGUGCUGUUUUGAACGAGCGUAGUAUGCUUCCACAUUUGCAUGUUUUGGUUGGAAUUGCAUUGACCAAGACCAGGAAUGCUUAAAUAUAUAUAUACGUAUAUAUAUUUGUCUAUAUAUGUAUAUAUAUGAGUGUAUUAAGUACAUAUUUUCAAUGCAUGCAGGCUGUCCUCUCUCUUCUCAAUGUCAUCGCUGAGAGAGCAGGCCUGAUAAAAAAAUGUGUUGUUGUCCCUCCUCCUCCUCCCGUCUUCCCUUUGGCCCUCCCUGCCCCCUCAUAUCUCUUGACAACCUCUCUCUCUUUCUCUUUCUCUCCCUCAUCCUCUCUCUCUCUUGCAAACCACCCUCCUCCUCCUCCUCCUCCUCCUUUUAUAUUCCCUUAUUCCCACUCUUCUCCUCCUCCCCUUUCCUCCCUUACUUCCCCACUCCCCCCCUCCUGUCCCCACCUCUCCGUGCCUCCACCAGACUGCGCAGUGUGAAGAUGGAGCAGAGGAAACUCAACGAUCAGGCCAACACCUUGGUGGACCUGGCAAAGGUAAAAGUCCUGUUUGAUGUGGAUAUAGUCAAUAAAUGAUUUCAGAUUAAUAACUUACAAAGGAACAUUUUCCCUUUGCCUAUUUUGUUUUUCAUAUUUAGUUGGGCUAAGACAGUGACCAAACGAAAAACAAAUAGAAAAUUACCUAAAAUCUGAUGUGUCACAGAGAGUGAAAAUCUACUGGAAAAAAACAAAUCCAAAAAAGUGCUCCAACCAUGUCCCACGGUGCAUCACAGGCAUAGAAAUUAGUUUUAUUUUGGCUUGAAAAUAUUUUCAUUGAAUUGUGUCUAUACUCUCUUGAUUUGGAGUUUGACUUUGGUCAAGCUUAAAAAAAAAGUGAUUAAUUUGUAGCAAUCAAGACAACCCUGGAUGUGAAACCCACACAUUCCUUACAGGAAAGUUUCCUUAUCUGGUCCCAGGAAACAGGAUAUAAAUCUUUCCAGACGUGUUUGCACUUUCAGGUUAAAUAAGUGACCCAACCGGAGGUUGACUAAACCUCCGACUCUUCACGAUUGGUCAAUUCGGAGAACAGAGACAGAGUUUUUAUUACCUUUCAAACUGACUCCAUUUGCUGACCAUCUAAAUAAACAUUAACGUCUUAACCCAGAUCUCCCAUUUGAGAUUUAGCGUCUUAAAGUGUGUGGACAUACGGUCCCUAGGAUAAGGGGGGACACUGACCUCCAGACCUCGGUCGUAAAACCCUGCUCGACCAUACACUGAUAAAGACUACAUUCCUUUGGUGAAAGAAUACAAAUGACUGAUCCUGACAUCUUAUGCAUUCAGCAAUGUACUAAUCUGUCUAAUCAUGAAAUUUGUGUUAAAAUGAGAUGUUUCCCGUUUUUCUAUGUGCUCCAGAAGCCGAGUUAUCGCUCUUUAGUUUCUUUAGACCAACAGCUUUUCAGACUGUUUCAUGAACUUUUAAGAGUUAAAUUUAUUGACUAUGGAUCAUAACUUAACUCUAGGUAACAGAAAUAGUUUAGAAAUGUUUGGUUUAUAUUUUAGUUGUUUAUUUAGUGUUUUUAACCAUUAGGUGGUUAUAAUGUCAUUGAAUAAUCUGAAUAUGAGUAUUUAGAAUCCAUUAUUAAUCAUGAAGUUCAUUCACAUGUAUUUACUCUUUUGGUUGUUCACAGUUUCCAUGUGUUACUAUCUGUUUCAUUUCAGAGUAAUUUAGCAUGUUCAAUGUGAUACUUAAAACAUAAUGAGAAUGUUUGACGUGAUCCUACACUUCAUUCAUAUGUGUUUAGUAUCAAAUUAUUUAUCAUGAAACCAAACAUUCAAUGAUAUUAAUCAUAGUGAGUGAGUAUCAGAUCUGACUCUUUUGCCAGCCAAAAGAAUAAGUUAGAUCAAAUAAUCAGAGACCACACGACCCCUCCUCUGUCUCCUCACACCCACACGCCGGAGACACACCCAGUGUGAGAAGAUAAAACCAGUGAAGUGGGGUUGCUCACUCUCUUGUCCAUCUCUAUUCUCUCUUACUCUCUUAUGCUUCUGCUCUUCUGCUGACUCUCUUGUCCCCGGCUCUUAUGCCCCUUCUCUUCUGUCCACACCCUUCUGUGGUGCGUUUCUUUGUUUUCUCUUAGAACUUUUUCUUAGUCUUCUAAGUUUUACGCCACGUGUUGAUUCACGUUGAUUUUUCUUUAACAUCGUCUUAGUUCAAGUUUUGAAACUUCAACUUUUUGUGCACAUAGCAAUUCAAGAUUAAGCCUUUGAUUGAUUUUCUUUAAUUUCGCGAAGCCAUUUUUGAAAGUUUUCUCUGCUCUUCGAGCCUCGUUUUUCUGAGUUUUCUGCGUGAUUUCAAAGUCACCUCCGAACGCAAUCCAACAGGCCCAGGUCAUCCUCUGUGCCAGAGUUUUGAGUGAGACUAAAGAAGUACCCAAACGAGCAUCCACAGGAUCCACAGGCGCUGGUUUUUGCUUCGGGCCCGAGUGCUGCAACUCCUGGCUCAUCCUUCGGCUGACUUCAGUCGUCUUCUGAGCUGAACCGCUCGAACCGCCAGUAGCCCGGACCUUCGGAACCUGCUCCAUCUUCUCCAAGGACCAGUCUCACUUAAGUAUGCAAACCUCCAGAGCUCUAAAGAGGGCUGAUGCUGUCUCACGCGUUCAUAACUCAGAUAUCCACCUAUUUCUGGUGAGCUUAGAUUCCUCCAAAUCUACACCCGAGUUUAUCUCGACACCAAAGUUAGUGUAGGUUAAUAUGUUAGCGCAUAUUCACUCACUAUCAUUAACUUUAGUGCUCCUAGCCUGACUCAGAAUCUUGAUUUAUUCACCUAUUAUUAUCUAUCUUCAUUAUCUUAUCAUCAUUUAUUGCAUGUGUGUUGUACCAUCAUUUAUCCUGUAAUAAACAGAUCAUUAUUUUUCUAAGUUCCUGUCUGUUAGUGUUCUUCCAGAAGUGGAGUCCCUGAAAUUAGAAUUUCGACUUAAGAUAUGAGACUGAUUAAUUAAGACUGAUUAAUUAAGACUGAUUAAUUAAAACUGACUUGAUGUUUGAUUUCUGAAUUAAACUUUUUUCUUUAUUUUCCCACCAUUAAGGGUGGGUGGUGCCCCUUUUAACGAGUGCAUAAAUGUCAUAAUUUGAGAUUAUUAAUCUUCAGACAUUUAUUAUAAAUUCCAAUCGCUGCAGUAUUAUUUUGGUGCGGCCUUGUGAGGCUCAUUUCAAAUCGCUACAUAUAUUUUGGAGCCCCUGCGUGAGGCGUUUCAAACAAAACUUCUGGAUACUAACAGACAACCUAAAACUUAGCCUUCCAAAUUGAUGAGAGAAACUUAUUUCCAGGCUAUUUUAGACUUAAUCACAAUCAAUGCUAUGCUUGCUGAAGUUGCUUGACUAAGUUCUGAUGUUUUCCUGAUCUAUGCAUAAAACCUUUAUGCUCUGUGUUUUACACACUCUUGUACUACAUGCCUGUAGUCUGUGUUUGAGCUGGACAGCGUGAAAUGUUGUUCUGAGUAGCAGUGAGACUGACUCUUCUGCUCUGUCUAGACUGUCCAAUAUUUAAGUGCACGAUUGUUGCGUCGCUGUACGCUUGUAUUUAAGGCCUUUGGCUGAACCCAGUGUUCGCGAUGCUCCGAGCUGUGGUUUCAAGCCCCUGAAGUCUCUGUAGUCUGCUACGAGGUUCUAGUAACUAUAUGGGAUUCAGAUUUUCCUCCUUUCCCCUGACAGAUUAGCUAUCUGUCACAGGAAACCACUGUAACAGUGGGAGGUUGUUGUUUGAUUGAAUUCAGACAAAAUUUGUGAUCACAAAUCGCCACAUUUGUGAUUUUUUUUUUUUAAGUCUGCAGUUGAAUCUGCUGUUGAGGGAUUUGUCACUUUGAUUCUUGUCUCUAUAGUCUGCUACGAAGUUCUAGUAACUAUAUGGGAUUCAGAUUUCCUCCUUUCCCCUGACAGAUUAACUACCUGUCACAGGAAACCACUGUAACAGUGGGAGGUUGUUGUUUGAUCGAAUUCAGACAAAAUUUGUGUUCACAAAUCGCCGCAUUUGUGAUUUUUAAGUUUGCAGUUGAAUCUGCUAUUGAGGGAUUUGUCACUUUGAUUCUUGUCUCUAUAGUCUGCUACGAAGUUCUAGUAAUUAUAUGGGAUUCAGAUUUCCUCCUUUCCCCUGACAGAUUAACUACCUGUCACAGGAAACCACUGUAACAGUGGGAGGUUGUUGUUUGAUUGAAUUAAGACAAAAUUUGUGAUCACAAAUCGCCGCAUUUGUGAUUUUAAAGUCUGCAGUUGAAUCUGCUGUUUAAGAAUUUGUCACUUUGAUUCUUGUUCCUGUAAAUGAUUUUAUUGAACCAAUCUGCCUGAGCAGAUGGUGUAAAGUUCUAUGUUUGAGGGUGCAGACACAGCUGCUGUGAAAUGUUAACCCUUUGUUGUCAGUGGAGAGACUGACCAUUUGGCCUUAAGCAGAUAAGGCCCUUCGAGGAGGCAGAGCCUAAAGGCCCCUUUCUUCAUACUUCCCAACUCCUCACAGCCACAAGAGGCUAGUUGGAUGACUGUUUCCUCUUCUCUUCUUCUUCUCCACUUGUGUUGAGCUUGUGCAGUUCUCCCAACUCCAUACUGCCCCACAUGGUUGCUUUUGGUAUUGAGCUAACACUGCUAUUAUCUGCCUGCAGUAUCAGCCAGCUGUACUGCCUCCCUGUAGUCAGUGUGUAACACUCUACAGACAUAACUCAAGUGAUUGACUUGGUUGAUGAAGUUUGAUGUGCUUAUUCUAAAUCACUGAUCAUUGAUUUUGAUGUAUUGAUGAAGUAACUCCUUGAAUCAAUCACCUGAUCUGUUGUUACUUAUCACACCAGUGAGCAGUUUUACUGUUCCCUAUAAUACAUGAAUGUAUUAACCCUACUCAUAAGAUUAAUUAAUUAACGAACAAAUUAAUUAAUAUUUCAAAUUUCUUUUAACAUUCCAGAUAGAUUUGGUAUUCGAACCUUUGGAUUUAUUGCAAUUUGUGAAUUAACUUCAGAGUUAAUUCCUUAAAUUGACAAUUUCAUCGAUUUUGCCAAUUCAUCCAACUGCACCAGGCAGUUUAUUUAAGCUUUGCUGAUCUCUGCAACACGGAGACAAACUGAACCCUUUAUUCAAUGGUUCUGUAUCUGAUGUUAAAUUUAAUUUAACAUUAUUUCACCUUUUGUUUUCAAUUUUCAUUGAAAUGAAUUUAACUUUAUGUUAUUUUUCUCUCCAUUAGAGAUCUACUCAGAUAGGCUCUUCCUCUUUAUCAAGCACUGAUAAAUUAAGUCGAUUAACCCACUUAAUUUGAUAUUUUGCUUCUUCCUUUCAGUUUAAGUCAACUCAAACUCAUCAACCAACCACCUGCACCUCUUUACCAAAACCAAACAUGCCUAACAUAAAAGAGUCCAGCCAGGGAGACCCCCUGAGGGACAUACACACAGUGUUAGCAAAUUUGACUAGUCAGCUGAUACCUCAGUACAUGACUAAGAUUCAAAAGGCCAAACCCUCCAAUCCGGAGGAUGAAAUGGCUGACUUACUGGAAACAGCCUUAACCACGACACUUCGUGACAAAGAGCUCACAAGAUGCAUGUCUGUCGUGAUGUCUUCUCAGCUUGAGUAUAAAGACUACUUGCUGGAAUGCGCUUUAGCAAAGAUAAAGGCGCAAAAAGAAGAAAACAGCGCACUGAAAAAGACGCUAGAGGAGACUAAGAAGUCUCUAAGUGUUUUAGAAAAACACAGUGCCAGAUGUGAAGCGUCAAAGCUUCCCUCACUGAUAAGUCAUGAAGAAAAUCUUGAUCUCAAAGACAAGAUUGAAAGACUUAAUGAAACCCUUUACAAAAAGGAGAAAGAACUUGAUGACACGAAUAAGCAGCUUGCUAAGACCAUAGAGGAUCUGAUAUAGUCAGAAUCCCUACUAGAGCAAGCAACAGAAGAUGUAGAAGCUUUGAAAGCACUGGUCAAAGUGCGUGCUGAAGCUCUUGAAGUUAAGGAGAAGCAAACUUCUACCUUACAGCACCAGCUCCAGAUAGCUCAAAGACAGUUAAUUCUUUGUCAAGAACAGCGAGAAAAGACAGACAAAGAACUUGAAGAUGCCCAAAGAGAGUUACAAUGCUCCCUCCAGUCAGGUCGAGCCCAAAGAGAACGCAUGAAGCAAACGUUUCUUGAAGAAAUGAUAGGUGAUCAGCCUCCUGAGAGAGCGCCAUCACUUCCUUCCAAACCAACUCUUAAGUAUCUCUCUCAGCAUCAUGACAGGACCCUGCUUGACCCUGAGAGGUCAUCCUUAAACCAAGAGUCCUACUCUCCUCCUCAUGAUGGCUUCUUACCAUUUCCCUCAGACAGGGAUCUUGACAAAAUUGCUCGCAUCAUAGCACGCUUUGAACCUGAGCACCAAGGUGCUACUGACACCUGCACCUACUUGAAAGACAUUGACUUUUACCUGAGGAAAUUUCCAGGUGCAACCAUUGAUGACAAAAUCUACCUUAUUAAGGCGACGUCAAGUCGAGAGGUUAGCAGUUUCCUUGAACGACAGCCUUAUCAUGUCAGAAAUAAUUAUGACUUGCUCUGCCAAGCAUUAAUCGAAGAGUUUUCUGACCAUUUGACCCAGACAGGCCUUUCUGCUGCUCUGUCUGUCAAACAAGGGAGAUCAGAAUCUCCCCAACAGUAUUACAACCGCUUACGCGAAGCUUACUUUGGUUUCCGAAAUGAACCAGAAAUGGAGGAGGACUUGAACUUCAAAACGCUGUUCGUCCAGAACCUCCACCCUACCACCAGUCAUCACCUUGGCGUCUUAGCUUGUCCAAACACUUUGACUAGCCGACAGCUUCGUGAACUUGCUGUAAAAGGUUUUGCCAAACAACGACAAACUUUGGCUAAGAAAGCAGAGCCCGUUACUCUCUUGGCUAUGGAGACAAAAUCACUGCCCGUGGAGCUGAACGAAGCUUCAGACUGUGUAUUUUCAGGCUCCGAUAAGCCUCCAAAUGAGUGGUUAACCAGGCCUCCAAAACCUUUUCGACCUCAACAAACUCACAAAGGUCAAAGUUACACACCAAGGCCCAGGUCUGACACAGACCAAUGCCAGGUAAACUUUGAGACCAACUGUUGUUAUUCAGACUCCCGUCACGAUGGGUUUUAUCCCAGACAAAGGAAAAACCAUCGACACCGCCAAAGGGGGGUGAAUGACCGGCAGAAUCAGAGUAAAUCACACUCUCAGAAACGACGAUCUUAUUAUCCACCUCAAUCGGUUUCAUCCACUUUGAAGGUGAAUAAACAUGACUACUCAGCUAACCACUGAGAUUAACACUGCGGAGCCAUGAAGGUGUGAGUCCUGCGAAAGCAGAAGUCACCUAGCCAAAGCUAAAUGACUCCAAUAAGAUAUCCAAAUGCUGUGGUGAUACAUUGAUGACUGCAAUCCCAGUUGCUGCUUUCUUUGUUAGCAUUUGUCUCUCCUCUGUCAAUAUGGUCAGCUUGUCAGCUGUCAAAUAUCCCAUGAAUAGAUUAAAACCUGAAAUUUCUGUCAUUAAGACUCAGAUUGACAAAUUUCAGACUCAACAGCAGAUAAUUAGUCAAACCGAUAAGAGCAUCAUCCCCAAGUUUAACAGACAAAGUUUAAGAGAAACUCUGUGCAGUAAACUUUUGAUGUUUGUGAUUCAGGUUGACUAUGCUCAUACACAGAUGGUUAAUAUGUCUAUAGCAGACAUUUCUUUUCCACCUAAGUCUUAACCAUUUUUGAAACUGAAAUUGAACUUUCAGACUUCUCCAGCAAGCAUGAAAAACAGCUAUAGCUUUAGAUCCAGUUAGCAUUCAGACUAGAGUGCUUUUCUAAAUCUCAUUAAUACUGAAAAUUUGGAGAUUUUCUUUCACAUUAGUCUACCAAUAGUUAACUGAGAAAAGUCUAACACCUAGACGAUUUUAUUUGAUAGCUUAAUGCAUGCUUAAUUUUAUCUCAAAGCAGUACUAGUGAUUCACAUAGUGAUGACGAGACGCAUCAGUCCUAUUUGCAUACACCUGCUGCUGCUUCAUGGUUGUCUACUCGUCGUCCCGAUGCUCCAUGGACAGGACCACCGUGACGAAGGGGGGACUGUAGCAAUCAAGACAACCCUGGAUGUGAAACCCACACAUUCCUUACAGGAAAGUUUCCUUAUCUGGUCCCAGGAAACAGGAUAUAAAUCUUUCCAGACGUGUUUGCACUUUCAGGUUAAAUAAGUGACCCAACCGGAGGUUGACUAAACCUCUGACUCUUCAGGAUUGGUCAGUUCGGCGAACAGAGACAGAGUUUUUAUUACCUUUCAAACUGACUCCAUUUGCUGACCAUCUAAAUAAACAUUAACGUCUUAACCCAGAUCUCCCAUUUGAGAUUUAGCGUCUUAAAGUGUGUGGACAUACGGUCCCUAGGAUAAGGGGGGACACUGACCUCCAGACCUCGGUCGUAAAACCCUGCUCGACCAUGCACUGAUAAAGACUACAUUCCUUUGGUGAAAGAAUACAAAUGACUGAUCCUGACAUCUUAUGCAUUCAGCAAUGUACUAAUCUGUCUAAUCAUGAAAUUUGUGUUAAAAUGAGAUGUUUCCCGUUUUUCUAUGUGCUCCAGAAGCCGAGUUAUCGCUCUUUAGUUUCUUUAGACCAACAGCUUUUCAGACUGUUUCAUGAACUUUUAAGAGUUAAAUUUAUUGACUAUGGAUCAUAACUUAACUCUAGGUAACAGAAAUAGUUUAGAAAUGUUUGGUUUAUAUUUUAGUUGUUUAUUUAGUGUUUUUAACCAUUAGGUGGUUAUAAUGUCAUUGAAUAAUCUGAAUAUGAGUAUUUAGAAUCCAUUAUUAAUCAUGAAGUUCAUUCACAUGUAUUUACUCUUUUGGUUGUUCACAGUUUCCAUGUGUUACUAUCUGUUUCAUUUCAGAGUAAUUUAGCAUGUUCAAUGUGAUACUUAAAACAUAAUGAGAAUGUUUGACGUGAUCCUACACUUCAUUCAUAUGUGUUUAGUAUCAAAUUAUUUAUCAUGAAACCAAACAUUCAAUGAUAUUAAUCAUAGUGAGUGAGUAUCAGAUCUGACUCUUUUGCCAGCCAAAAGAAUAAGUUAGAUCAAAUAAUCAGAGACCACACGACCCCUCCUCUGUCUCCUCACACCCACACGCCGGAGACACACCCAGUGUGAGAAGAUAAAACCAGUGAAGUGGGGUUGCUCACUCUCUUGUCCAUCUCUAUUCUCUCUUAUUCCUCUUAUGCUUCUGCUCUUCUGCUGACUCUCUUGUCCCCGGCUCUUAUGCCCCUUCUCUUCUGUCCACACCCUUCUGUGGUGCGUUUCUUUGUUUUCUCUUAGAACUUUUUCUUAGUCUUCUAAGUUUUACGCCACGUGUUGAUUCACGUUGAUUUUUCUUUAACAUCGUCUUAGUUCAAGUUUUGAAACUUCAACUUUUUGUGCACAUAGCAAUUCAAGAUUAAGCCUUUGAUUGAUUUUCUUUAAUUUCGCGAAGCCAUUUUUGAAAGUUUUCUCUGCUCUUCGAGCCUCGUUUUUCUGAGUUUUCUGCGUGAUUUCAAAGUCACCUCCGAACGCAAUCCAACAGGCCCAGGUCAUCCUCUGUGCCAGAGUUUUGAGUGAGACUAAAGAAGUACCCAAACGAGCAUCCACAGGAUCCACAGGCGCUGGUUUUUGCUUCGGGCCCGAGUGCUGCAACUCCUGGCUCAUCCUUCGGCUGACUUCAGUCGUCUUCUGAGCUGAACCGCUCGAACCGCCAGUAGCCCGGACCUUCGGAACCUGCUCCAUCUUCUCCAAGGACCAGUCUCACUUAAGUAUGCAAACCUCCAGAGCUCUAAAGAGGGCUGAUGCUGUCUCACGCGUUCAUAACUCAGAUAUCCACCUAUUUCUGGUGAGCUUAGAUUCCUCCAAAUCUACACCCGAGUUUAUCUCGACACCAAAGUUAGUGUAGGUUAAUAUGUUAGCGCAUAUUCACUCACUAUCAUUAACUUUAGUGCUCCUAGCCUGACUCAGAAUCUUGAUUUAUUCACCUAUUAUUAUCUAUCUUCAUUAUCUUAUCAUCAUUUAUUGCAUGUGUGUUGUACCAUCAUUUAUCCUGUAAUAAACAGAUCAUUAUUUUUCUAAGUUCCUGUCUGUUAGUGUUCUUCCAGAAGUGGAGUCCCUGAAAUUAGAAUUUCGACUUAAGAUAUGAGACUGAUUAAUUAAGACUGAUUAAUUAAGACUGAUUAAUUAAAACUGACUUGAUGUUUGAUUUCUGAAUUAAACUUUUUUCUUUAUUUUCCCACCAUUAAGGGUGGGUGGUGCCCCUUUUAACGAGUGCAUAAAUGUCAUAAUUUGAGAUUAUUAAUCUUCAGACAUUUAUUAUAAAUUCCAAUCGCUGCAGUAUUAUUUUGGUGCGGCCUUGUGAGGCUCAUUUCAAAUCGCUACAUAUAUUUUGGUGCGACCGUAUGAGGCUCAUUUCAAAUCACUACAAAUUGCACAAACUGAUCAUUACAGUAGCUAUUUAGCUGUUUUUGCCCAGCAUCAGCAUUGUCCAUGAGUAGCUAUAAAUGACUGCAGGUAUUCAAUGUUGAUCACUGCUGUCUACCUUCAGCUCAAAGAGUCUAAUGUGGGUUGCGAUGAUUUUUCUUUUGUCAUUGGGUGAGAAACUUUGUCACAAGUUUUGUAAUAGCAUAAUUAACAUGAUUUAGCGCUUGCUAAUGGUGCAUAUGCAUGAAAAAGCAACAGUAGUUAGCUUUUCAGUGACCAGCAAAUAGAGGUAUUAUUAUUCAUUGACACUGUCAGCAUAAAACAAUGAAAAAUUAGCUGCAUGUUUUUAUGCUCUGCAUGAAAACAUGAUAUUGUUUUCAGGCACUGACUUUCAAAGGAGUGAGACAUCAGACAGUUUUACUAUCUGUGCUGAAAAUGGCAAAUGGGAAACAGUGAUUCGGAGGCCAGGGGUUAACAAAAUGUAGCAAAAUGAAUUAGUGAGGAGUGAGACUUGUUGUGUCUGUACAAAUUUUACAGAGUGUGACACAUGCAAAUGUGGACACAGUCAAUCAAUGAGGAAGUUACAGAUAAACAAAACACACCACACCUUCAUGUCUGGAAAUGUCCAAACCCAGAGAGCAGUUUGUCUUCAGCGCAGCGAAGAAAAGUGCUGCCUACAAGAUCUGUAGACUGGAGGUUGAUUUUCAUGGGAGCACAUCAUGUCAAUAAUACAUGGGUGUUUGAAGAGAAAGCACGCUGGCAAUCUCUCUAAAACAUGAACUGCGAAAGUCAGGAUGAGAACAUUUGAACUAUUGGAUGAGGGAUAUUAUGGCCAUGGAUUUUGCCAUUUUGACACAGUCAGACAAAGCUAAGCAAGCUUUCAGCUAGCCCUGUGAAAACAUAAAUAUAAUAUAUAACAGCAAUAUGGAUUUGUUCUGAUUCAGGAGGGACAUGUUACAAAUGCAGGUAUUGUGGAAAAGACAAAAACAGAUAGGCUUUUAUUUGAUCAAAUCAAACUUAGCACAGACCAGAUUCCCGUUUCUUUUUCUCUUUAGUGUCAGAAUAAAGUUUGAGGAACUUGAACCUGACUAAACAUUGUAGACAGUAUCUUGAGGGUGAGAGGGUGAACGCUGUCAUGCCUUGAUAUGCCUUCUAUCCAAUCCACCAAAGCAGAGCAGAGAGGAGGUUCAAAGGGAGGUACAUGACAGCGGCCUCAUUUGAUGUGGAUGGCAUUUGCACUCCAGUGUGUAUCUUAAAAGGUUCCAAAGCUGAGUCCUUUAUUGUGUGUUUACAUGCUCCUACUAUGCUCCAUGUUCAGGUGCAUCUGUGCAGUUAGUAACUCAGCAGCUUAAUGUCUCUUUUGUAAGCCCUGUGGAGAGGUCUCAAAGCAAUAUCAAUUAUUUUGUGGGCUCUGCUGUUGACCGUUUAAAUGUUUGUCACAUGAGAAAUUCCCAGAAAAAUAAAACAAGGAAUAGACCCGAACAUACAAAAGAUGUAUUUCUUUUGUUAUAGCAUGUACAGACUGAGAGGAGAAUGACAGGAUUCAAAGAGCAUCACCACCGGCUCCAUCCUGGAACAAUAAGUGCCUAAAUAAUGGAGGUGCUUUUCAUUAAAUGAAUGAGUUGUGUCAGGCAUAUACAUAAAGCAUUAAAGAGCGUCUGUGGUUAUAAAUGGACUGGAGGUGCUGCCUGUGAGACGGUUAGGAGAUAAAAUCUUUGCUGACUCGCUGGAACUACACGGCUCCUCUUCUUGAUGCGUCCUUGUCUUUGUUUCUCCUGCUUAUCUGUUCAUGUUAUUGAGUCAUGUCGGUCAUUAUCACAUGUAAACACUGUGAUUUGGACAAACCUAUUUUAAAUGUUUUUUGGUCUCUCUCUCUCUUCCACUCUCUCUCUGUUGCCCCACCCUGCUCCUCUUCUUCUCUGUUCUUGCUCCUUCUUGAACACAUUUACCUUCUCCUCUUCAUUAGACUCAGAAUGUGAUGUACGACUUAGUGUCAGAGCUGCAGGAGCGCAGUGAGGAGCUGGACAAGCGCAUCGGCACACUGGAGGACAAGCUGGACUCGGUGACAGGCAGCCUGCAGGCGCUGCCUUGCCUCAUCUCCCAAGCCAUAACCCAGCAGCAGCAGGACUUCUUGGACGGCUUUGUCCACCGUUUCCGGCCCGCGUCGCUAGCCUCGGAGCGCUCUGAACGCUCGGAGCGAUCCUGGACUUCCACCGCCCGUCGGCGGCGCUCUCCCUCUACAGCACCACACACCUCCUCUGAUAGCGGAUAACCUUGACAGAGCAUUUGCAAUCACCUUUGACCCCCAACAACCAAACCAACGCCACACCUCAUCCAAAGCCGUCACUGUAACUGCUGGCUGAGUCCAUCCCGAGACUUCUAAGGAACCCAUAUCCUGACCCCUGACCUGAUCCUUGACCUGAUGGUCUGCCUCACACCCAAUCCCCCUCCUCUCCACACAACAUCAAAUCCAAAAACCAAUUCCUCUGUGACUGAGCAUCUCAGCACAGGACUGGAUCAGAGCUACUCCAAAAGAACAAAGAAAAGCAAAUAGACUGACGACAAGAAAAAACAAAUGCAUCCAAAAAAAAAAAACAACAAAAAGAGAAAAAAAAAAACGUUAAAAUGACUGAAAAACCGAGAUAAAGUAGAGAUAUGGUUUAUGUUUUAGCCAUUGUAUGGCUGUUCAAGUUAGCUUUUUUGUAAAAGCCCUUGUAUAGUUAAAAAUGACUGAGUUCAGGGUCGCUGGGGUGAGAGCUGGCUAUCACACCGGAGAGUCCUUAAACGUGAAGGGGGAAGUUGGUCUGUGCAGCUGAGGGCCUCGACCCAACUGCUGGCCCUGUGUGGCCAUGGAGGACAUCCAUCCACACAUGCAUCUGCUGAGGUGCUGGUAUGAGGAGGAGGAGGGCGAGACAAACCACUGGAUGUUCCUACAGAGACUAGUGUCAUGGAUUCUUUCUCCAAGCUUUGGGUGAAAGCUCUGACUUCAGGUCAGUAAAUGAAAAGGAGAUUAAUGUGGAGGGAACUUUCCCAAGAAAGACCAAGAAUGCAAAUGACGUAUCUCCUGGUUAGGGAAAAUUUACACAGUUGCCAACUUCAAGGUUUCAGCUUCCUUGUUCUUACCAAGGGAAAAUGAGAGCGACUAUCUUUUUUAGUUACAUAUUGACAUGUGAUUUUUCAGUGCCUGAAUGUAUAAAUAGUAGAGGGUUAUUUAAUUACUAAUUUCAGAGCUUUUUUACGAUGUUAACAGUCUGAAUACAGCAUUGCAUUCCUUUUUCAGAUACAUUCCUCUCCAAAAAUUUAAAGAAAAUGUCUUAAUAGAAUGCAUAACAUUGCCUCCAUUACACAGCAACUCUAAAUGUUUUCAAACCUUUUUUUCCUAUUUCUACUAACACUUAGAAAAAUGAAAAGGUUCAGAGAGACAGAGAGAAAACGUGAGAGUAUGUGUCUGUAUGUUUGUCAAGGAAAGAGCUCACUGUUAGCUUCUACACAUAACAAUGAAAUAUGUAGUCUACCUUCCUCACUACCACUACUUCAAGCUUCCUGUGGUUUUUAGAGUAUGACGUGGCUGGAGGUCAGUUGCUAUAAACAGCCUCACAUCACCAGUCCGACUGAGAAACUUGCCCUGUCCCUUUGCAUGGUUCUCUGCAAAAAUGACAAUGGAUCACAAUCUUCCUUGAAUGGCUUGAUGAUUUGACAUGGUUUACUUGAUUUUGAUUUUAUCAUGUUUAAUUUUGUUUGUUUGCUGCCUUUCUUUUGCUAUUUUUUACUAAAAAAUCUCCUUUUUUUACUAGGAUCUUAGAGUUUUUAGAGUUGCAGUACCUAGAGAGUUGCAGUAAUGUGAUUCUGUAAUGCAUUCCCUGUUUAAAACAUGAGGUAAAGAAAAUCGCUACUUCAAAAGAUGAAAGGAUACAAAUAAAAGUGCUAAAGAAACUUUGAUGAAUUAGUUUUCCCUUCAAAAAUUAAAGGACUAGUUUUGAUAUUUCAGCAAUACACCUCUUAGAUGAGAAAAUGUCACCAACUUCAUGCCUUCGCACAAUAAAGUCACCCUACAACUAGCAGCUGCGUGGCCCUGCUUAGCAUGUGGACUGGAAACACGGGGCAACAGACAGUCACGUCCAGGACAUUUUGACCAUUUAAUGAUUUGUCAUUUAUUUGGAAAACAAAGUUCCUGAAAUCUCAGGAGGCAGCCUCGCAGGCCGUGUCUGAAACUGCAAACUAUCAUACUAUUCAUAUUAAGUAAAGCAUCAUAUUGAGUAUGUCGUACCUACAGCUGUCACAAUACCAGGUCUUUACCUCACCAUUAUCACGGUCGUAAAAUAUCCUGUAACAUCAUUAUCACCAUGUCUUGUGAAAAACUUUAAAUUUAAAACAGCACCGUCAUAAAAAUUGAGAAAAGGCAAGGCUAGGGUUGAACAGUAUAAUAUUUAUGUUCAUAAUAUCACAUCUCUAUAAAGUUUACCCAUAGAGGCAUCUAACUCACAUGUUAUUUAUUUCUAAUUCUAUUCAAAUUGAUGAUUUAUCCACAUCUUAGACUGUGUGACUGAAACUUCCUCAGAGAGAUAAGACUGCAUACUAAAAUUACCGUUCAGUAUGCUUUUAUUUUGAAAUGUUCCUAUCUUACAUUUAGGUUACCUUUAUUUUGAAAGGACAGUGAAAACAGUCAAAAGAACACUUAAGAAGUAUAAAAGUUCGAUGAAUUAGUAACCUGAAGAGACACAAACACCAAUGUUGCAUUUGGAUUCAUGAAAAGUCAUAUAAUCUUGUUUUUUAAAAGUGCUGAAUCAUCUCUCAGAGCUGCUUCAAGCUAGUUUACAGGCAGUCUGCUUCUUCUUCUUUGUCUUCUCUCUGUUUUAUGACGUGUGGGAACCAGCGUAAAGGACCUCAGCUAUGGACUCACAGUAUAACCCUCUGCUUGUCAUUAGCAGGAUAUUAAUAUUUCAUACUUUAUUAUAGACAAACACCAUCAAUACUGUGACAGCACUAGUUAUAACCUGAAUUCACAUCAUGCAAUUUUAUGUAUAUCAGCGCUGGAAACGUGUACUUGAUUGGAAAGAUUUUGUAAGUGUAGGACAAGAGCUCACUAGUCAUACAAGAAGGCUCUAUGAACCAAUCAAUCUCUCGAGCCAGCUGCAAGAGACUUACAAAUCUGAGUUUUCAUUUUCUAACUGGUCACAAAUAUUUUCUGAUCACUAUAUAGCUGUGACAAACAUUUGCACAUGUCUGUAGAAUUCUGCACAUAGUUUGAGCGGUGUAGCAGCUUUGCCAACAUAGUUCAGACUGGAGAUGUGUAAAGGAUGAAGUCAUAUGGGAGGCUAGCCUUUGUAUGCUGUUAUCGACAAAGUAACUAUCAAGCUAGCAACGAGUAAGCAGUUCAAACUGUUAGUUUAAUGUUUCAGACACAGCCACUUUCAACUGAAUUUUACAUAGAACUUUUUAAUAUUGAAAAAGUGAUGAUUUAUUGGUUACUGGAGAUUUGCACCAUUAUACAGUCAACUUUUAUCAACUUUAUUUACAGAGCUAGCUUAGUUUGGUCCUUUAUUUGGUCUAAGCAAGGCUAAACAGCUGCUAGCUUUUGCUUCAUACAGAUAUAAGACUGAGAUAAAAGAAAGCGAGUAUGCAUAUGUCCUGAAAUGUUCAACUAUUGAAUUAUCAUUACAAUAUCAAGCCAGUUUGUCUUUCUAUAGAACAAUUCACAUUCAAAUCAAAAGAAGAAAACUUAACAUGUAAAUCUAAAAUCUAAGUUAUGGUGUUUAACACAUCCUAGAGUUUUAAUGACUGUUCAAUUUGAAGAAAAAUGUUUUGAGUCUGAAGAGUAGCUGUUUUUAAAAACCAACGACAAGGUACUUAAGAGUUUAGCAAGAGAAACAUGCCUGUUUUUUUGGCUCAGCUGUUUAAAGUUGAAAAAAUGUCCUAAUGGACACUUGCAGCAAAAAGUUUUAAAAAAACAUCAAAUAUCCCCCACACCGUUGAGAAACGCCUCGAACUGCAAACAAGUCAGAAUCUGUUAACCAGUGAAACACCCCGAUGUUCAUACUCAGUGGCACCAACCCACAACAAUAACCUGAAUGUGGAGGCAAGAAACUUUUUAGCUGAAUACAUCAGAUUUAUUCUUCACCCACUGAAUCCACCAAACCUCUUGUUUUCACAAGCACCACCCUUGGCUAGCAUGCUACCAUGCAAAGCAGUUUGACUUGUUAAUAAUGCGUCUAGUAAAACGUUAGUGCUAAAAGAAAAAAAUCUUCAAGGCAAACAGGCGAUGCGGUCAAUUUGAGUUUCUGAGUGAAAAUAUUUCUGCUCUGGGCUUGAUAGGUCUAAAGCAAACCCAGUAAGACAGUGACCAAGUCCACUUUCAUGCAGGCUUUACCAUGGCCAGAGAGCACUUCAUGUAAGAACAUAUUCAUUUUUUUAUGAGUGGGACUUAAUCAAGCAUGAGUUCAAGCUUUUUUUUCCUUUCAGCUUGAGUUGAUGAAGCAUGUCUCUUUACUGCCCCCACCUCCCACCACUUCUCAAACAGUGCCACGUCCUUCCCCCAUCUUUGAGUAUGAAAGGGCCCAUCGUGCCAUUACAGUCUCUGUUUCAAUCAGUGUCAUCCAAGGAGUAAGGACGGCUAAUAGAAGAUUAUCUGCUUGAUUACAACCUCACCUGCCUGUUCAAAUCUAAGGUUCCACCUCUUCAUUACAUUGAAGGUUUUUAGCCUCUUGCCUGUCAUCUGUCAUCAUUAAGAGCACCGGUCCCCCAUUACAAAGUGGCUUCCCAAAUGGCCCACAGUGAAGACCUUUGAGUGCUUCAAAUAAAAAAAGAGGAGGGAAGCCCCAGGUCAUGUUCCAAGUUGCACUCAGAGUGUAAUAUUCAGUUACACGACAAAGUAUCACAGAUGCUGGAGUGUCUUCCCCAGAGAGAUGGUGUUAAGGACUUCAUCCUUCACCUGGCAGCAGGAAUGAGGGAAAGAGUAGAUUGGAGAAAAGAGUCAAAUGAGAGCGAUAGCUCAUUUACUGACAGAUGUCGUUUUGGCCCAGGGGGGGUUGUUAGCAGCGAGAGAGGGUGUCCUGUAAAUAUGACCUCAUUGUAGAUGUCACAAAGUAAACGGGACAAAUGGUGAACCACAGGGGGGAGGGUGUCUGGGUUCAAAGCACAGUAUGUUAAAAGUUUGCAGUCGAAAAACAAUUCAGAGAUGAGAGAAAAGACCUCAGAUUCUAGCAAAGGGUUGAAUAAAUUUGAUUAUUUUUUCAAUGCUAUGAUCAGAUUCUGUUGGUUUUUUCCACCUUGUUGUAGAGGUUUGUUUUCUCUUUUCCUGCCACCAACACAAAGUCCUGCCAAACAUCAUUCCAAUAUUUAAUAGUGAUCCGAUAUUUUCCCCCAUUAGGUAAAAAAAAAAAAAAGUAUUUUGUAGUGAAGUGAGGGAAACUCAUGAUGUAAUAGCAAUGAUGGUAGAUGAGUCCCUGAUUUUUUUGAUUAUCCUGAAAAGUAGGCUUUCCUCAUAGAGCAGGAAUCAGACCACAUUUCUACAGAACAAAAACAAAGUGAAAACCCCUUCAAGAGAUGUACCCCAGUCAUUGUUCUGUGUACACUGCCACAUGAUGCAUAAUGUACGUAGUAGCACUGGAAUAAACCAACUUUUAAUGGAUGGCAAAUGGGUUAAACAUGUUCUCUGUAUGCUGUUGCUGUUCCUUCAUUUUGCAGGUGAACUUUUGUCCUAGCAAGGAGAGACACCAAGGUCCAAUCAUUAAAGACUAUCUUCAGCUAUGAACACAACUCUCUUUUUUUCUCCUUCUUUCUGGCAGCUCUAGACUAACUUCUUAUAAUUUUGCCCCAUUAAAUCAACAAAAUGGCAGUCCAAACUCCUGCCAAAGCGUGUCCUCCAAUCUGAAACUCCUUCUCAUAAGGUCCACCCGAAGGACAAAGGAAAGGCAGCCACCCUGAGCCAAGUGUGACACUGAGAGGUUGGUUGGCACAUGUGUUGACGGAUACAGACAUCACACGUCUCUUCCUGUAAAAUUGUGAGGCGGGGACAUUCUAAAACAUGAUUACAGGAGGAUGUAUUGACAGAAACAUAAACACUGCUCCAGAGGACACACAGCUGCUGAGGCGCUGUUCCAAGGUGAACUAUGGGCUGCACACACAUAUACAAACACAUGCAAAACACACAUACACACACACACACACACACACAGCCAUUAAUGCUGAAAUAACAAGCUACUAUUCAUGUCCACAUGCACAAACAAGGCUCAGCCUGGUUAAUUACAGCCAAAUCAGGAGGGAGUUGGCAGCAGACCCAGAUCCAAGAGUGGCAGAGUCAGUCACCCUCUAGUUGUAGCUGUAUAACCCCACAGACUCACAGCAGGGAAAUACACAGCUCCCUUUCUCCCACAUGACUACAGCAUGGUCAAAUCAAAUCCUUUUUAGUGUCUAAAGCAGCAUAACUUUAAGCUUCAACGACCACUUAUAAGCCAAUAACAUGUCUCAUUGUGCAGAACUUUUGAAUCAGAUCCAGUAUAGCAGGAAUUGAAUGUUCUAGGCAGGUUAGCUUUGUUUUAUUUCAACCACAAGAAUAACCAAAGUAAGUGAAGUAUGUGUGAGUUCAUGUUCGAAAGAUGAUUCGUGAUUGCAAACCUGCAACCUGCAUUAUUUGUCCAAAUUUAUGCUUCACACUGACAAACAUUCAGGCCAAGUGGAACUUAGUGUCUUGCAGUGCAUCUUUCUCCUGUACAGCAUUAUCAAAUUCAACCUUUUUUCUUUCCAUAUGGUGAGGAUAAUUUAUCAUUCAAAACAUGCGCCACAAUCCAGGAAACAUUAUUACUGCUGGACUGUAUCAGUAGUCUCUGUAAUGUCAUCUGUUAGUUCCUGCAAAGCCAUUAUCAAGCCUAACAAUGGCAGCAGUUGCCAUAUUGAAAUGCUGACUUUGUGGUCAACUGAAAAACAGGAGUGGAGAUGGGCCUCAAGCCUCUUUGCAAACAAGGACAAUACACCCACCUGACAGUCAUAUUACCUCUUCUUUUAACUGUGUUUUCUGCUGUAAAGUUGGACAUAUAAACACAGGCCCUGAUUGGUUAUUCAAGUGCACUGACAGUUGAUAAUUCAACCUCCAUGUUGCCAUAUAGACGGUCGUAAAAAAAAAAAAAAAAGAAUAAAAUCCAUUUUUCACCAUUUAGCAUCUUAAAUACUGGAAAUAACCACAAUGUAGCUGAAUAAAAUCUUGUGUUUUUGUCAUUUGAUGUACAAUAUUGAUCAUUUUUAAUUACUAAUAUGCAAUGAUAGACCUGUUGAAUGGUUCCAAAAUGAGUAAAAUACACAUGUUUAUUCCUGCUUUUAAAAUUUAAUGCAAGCAGUUUGCAAUCCUGCUUGCAGCCUAAAAUAAAUGCGAUCAUUGCAAGUCAUGGGUCCACUGUCAGCAAGCAAUCUGACUCACCUCACCUCUGUCCGUCACACUUAUGAAAACUUAGUUGUCUUUUUAAACGGCACUACACAGGGUUUAUUUAAUCAAUUGUUUGCAACUGUUUCCUAUUAUUUUAUAAAUAUAAUCAUCUAAAGCAGAAAGGGUGAUAAAGUCAAGCCACGAGUUUAUUUAACUAUGCCAACAGUUUAAAAAAAACUCAGUUCCAGCAUCAUCAACCUAGAAAAUUAGUGUCAAUGGGCUUAUGUACCCCUAGACCAACAAAAAAAGUCUGAUUGUUUGUCAUUUCCCUUAGGCUAACAUAAGAUUAAGGAUAUAAUCCAAUCCACCUCAUCUUUGGUAAACACAUAGAAGAAACCUGACAAAACCAUCAGCCCCUGUAAUAAAGUCAAAGAGCUUGGCCAUGACCGUUUGUCAAAGAUGGACAUCUGAACUACAGAGGGUUUUUUUAGCCACUAUCUUGGAUAUCACUUGGAUCAUUUCUCCAACAGGAUUGAUCCAAUCCACUUGAAUCAUUUCUCCAGCCAGAAGGCAUGUUAAAAAGAAAUGUUUUUUAGGUUGUGCACAAUAUCAUGGAGGGUUGUCUUACUAUAUUGUCCGAUGAAAAAAUAUAAGGUUACUGUAACUUAAACAUAAAAGGUCAAGACUGCCUAAACUUUACCUUAAGAUAAAAAUUCUGUUCUGAACGCAUCAUCACACCAAUUGGAUCCAUCAUGACUGUCCUUUCAACAGUGGCCAACAGGGGUCAAUGAUCUACAACUGACCGAACACUCUUCUUUAGGGGGAACGCACAGUAAAUGCAGAAACGACACAGCCUCAAAAGCAAAUGCGAA
This is a messenger RNA of Xyrichtys novacula (pearly razorfish), 77848 nucleotides long. The record is from the annotation of a GenBank genome assembly. Lineage: Eukaryota; Metazoa; Chordata; Actinopteri; Labriformes; Labridae.